GCCCAGCAGUGUCUCGCCGCCCCAAUGGGCGGCCGCGCCGGCGAGAGUAGCAGCGGCAGCAGCGUCGGCGGCGUCUCGCGCAGCCUCCUCAAGAUGGCCGCCUCUCCUGAGCGACCUGCGGAGGCGGCGUCGGCUGCUGUGGGCUUGGCGCUACGGAGGCACCGCUGAGGAGGGUGGCAGCCGGCUGGCGCCGUUCCCCCUGCGGCGGCGGCGGGCGGCGGUGGCCCCGGGCAGACGUUGCGAGCUGCAACACCAUGCGGCGGGGCUAGAGCCGGAGGCUCCCACCGCGAGCAAGGAUGUUAGCUGAGGUAAGAGAGCCGCAGGCGAGACGGACCGGGCAGCGGCGGAGGAGAAGAAAAAGGGGCCCGGAGGCUGCAGGCCGCUCGCCCUGCGCGGCGCUCCGAGAGGUCCUGCCUUCGUGACAGCGGCCAGCCGCCCGCGAGAGACUCCUCGGGCCCCGUUUCCACGGCGGCGAGGGCCGUUGGGUCUCUGGAUAGUUGUUUUUUUUUACCCCCGCGGGCCCUUGUGGGUGCUGCUGCCGCCCCUCAGCAAGCCGGCCGAGGGUGGCUUUGGGUCGUUUCAUAAGGACGUCGGUGUGAUGAAGCUGAAUGCCCGGCUGCUCCCAGUAGGCCUCCUUCGGGAGGCGUUGGCCUCCGGAUGCAGGUCCGCACCUGGAUUUCCUUCUCCAUCCCUUCUCGGGGUCUCCCCUCCCCCCAGGGUUAACUGGCGAGCACCGGGGCAGCUUUAUUACCCCGAGCCGAGAGAGAGGCGGCCACCAGCUCGGCACUUUCCUUAUCUCCCUCAGUUUCACUCAUGUGACCCUGCAGCAUAUCUCGUAAAGGGAAAGCGAAGCGAGUUGUUGAUAGUAUUGUUCUUGGCGGUGGUAAUGUUACGGAACUUUCUCAGUGUAAAAGAAGCAACCCCGAAUUAUUAUUUUUUUAGGGUGGUUUGGGGUGUGUGAUGGGACAGGAACUCAAGUCUUGUUUUCUCAGGACUGCCUGCUGCUUAGACUCAGCCAGCCUCAAUGGCUUAAACUUUUUAGGGUACUGUAAUUAGAAUUGUGGUUUGUGAGUGUUGCCUCCUGUGUUGCUGCUCAUCUUUUGGUGGAGUGGGUAGGACUUGGGGCCCUUACAAAUGUGUUGCCGGAAAAGCAUUUCAUGUGUUUUGUCCUCUCUGUUGUCUGGUUUUUAUUUGUUUUUAUUUUUGUCAAGCUGCUUUGAGACUUUUUAUUGGGGGGGAGGAAUAAAAAUGACUUCCUGUACUAAGUAAAUAAUAGCAGCAGCAACUUCAUUGAAUGCUAGUGUUAUGCUUUUGGUAUAAAGUGUGCUAGCUGUGUUCUUCCAGGUUAAGGAGCAAACACUCUUUUAGUGCACACCUAUGUACCGUAUAGUGACUCAGAAGUAAGCCCCAUUGUGUUCAGUGGGACUAUUCCCAGGUAGGUGUGCAUAGGAUUGCCACCUUGUUAUGUUUUCCGCAAAAGUGUCAGCAAGCUUUUAAGUUACACAGAAGUUGCGCGAGGCUGCUAAUUCUUUGCUGUUGUAUUUUUCUGGAUACUUAAGUGGUCCAGCUGCUGGUGGUUAAUGGGUCAAAGAUAUUGUUGAAUAAUACAUUGAAUACCUUGUGAUAACUCAAGUCGCUCACCAGUGCCAUGACCCUAAAGGUAUUGGCUUGGACCAUACUGAACAUAUGAAGCUCCUUCAUACUCUGAGAUCAUUAGUAUUGCCUAUUCCUAAGUGGGACCAGCUUCAUGGAGUCCAGGGCAGUGGGUUUUCUCAACCCUGCUCCCCUAAAUUCUUUUAAUUGAUAAGUGCAACUGGGGUUCCUGGUUGCAAAGCAAUUGAUGUACUCUUGUCAUUAAAUUCUGCAAAAGAAAUGAUUAAUAAGAUACCUUGCUGCUGCUUUCAUGUCAUUUCAAACUGUAAUGUAUGAAUCUGAGGAUUAUGUACAGUACAGUGGUACCUCGGGUUACAUACGCUUAAGGUUACAUACACUUCAGGUUACAGACUCCGCUAACCCAGAAAUAGUGCUUCAGGUUAAGAACUUUGCUUCAGGAUGAGAACAGAAAUCGUGCUCCCGCAGUGCGGCAGCAGCAGGAGGCCCCAUUAACUAAAGUGGUGUUUCAGGUUAAGAACAGUUUCAGGUUAAGUAUGGACCUCUGGAACGAAUUAAGUACUUAACCCGAGGUACCACUGUAUAUGAAUUCGGUAACUAUACGUGACAACCAAAUAACAUGGUUACUGCUGCUGGCACUAGACAUUUCCAUGUAAUUUGGAAGCUUGCAUGCUUUUUCACCAACAGAAAUGAUGACAUAAGAAGAAACUGCUGAAUCAGGUCAGUGGCCCAUCUUGUCCUGCAUCCUGUUCUCACAUUUGCAGCCAGAUGCCUGCGAGAAGCCAGCAAACAGGACAUGAGAGCAACAGUAGUCAUUGCAGUUCCCAGCAACUGGUAUUCAGAGGCAUAAUGCCUCUGACAGUGGAGAUAGAUGCAAACAUAUUAUUCUCUGAAGUGGUGUAGAAAAAAAUUAUUAGCGGAUAGUAACAGAUAGUAUUUAUGUAGUGCUUUGAGCGCUCUAAAGUGCUUCACAUAUAUGCCUUGAUAAUGCUUACAAUAGCCCUGUAUGGAAAUUCACUCUUAUUAUUUCCACAUUGCAUAUUGGCUGAGACUAAUAUAUAAUGAUUCGCCUAAGGCUGCACCAAAUCAUUGUGAGGCAGAUGCAUACUUGUUAACUAUGCAGUAAAAUACGUUUUUUAUUUACAUUUCCUGUUCAUCCUGUGAUCAGCUGUUUAAAAGUUCACUUGAACUGAUAGCAUUUAAUAAUGUAUUGUGACUAUUGAAGAAAUACUGUUUUGAGAAGUUAUUUUCUCAGGAUUUAUGUACAUUUUUGGUACGUGUCGGACAGGAACUUUCUAUUUUGAUCUGUCGCUUUCAUUUUGUUCAGAUAUGUACAUUCCAGAAUGAAAGGUGCAGGGUGGUGCUAGUGGAUUUCUAUCAGCAUAAGAGCUGGAGACGGAGAUGCCUUGCACAGUGAGCACUUGACUAAUACUGCUAUCUAUGUAAAAUGAAAGGAACUUAAAAGCAGCACUGGCACCCAACCUCUGUAUCAGCCUUGCAACUCAUUUUGAUUAAAAGAUCUAGCUUGGGGGUAAUCAGAAAAGUGUGAGCAUGAAGUAUUACACAUAUGUCAUCUUUAAAUUGCUUACAGCACUGCCCUAUACAUGUUUGUUUGAAAGUGUGUCCUGCUCUGUUCAUUGAGGCUUAGUCCCUAAUGUGUAGGACUACAGUCCUAAAAUAGCUUCUGAGUAUCAAUACUUGUUUAAUAAGUAUUGUAACACAGUUUUACUGGUGCUUUCAUUGGAUAGUAGUUGUGCAUGUUUGACUGAACUUAUUCAAUCAGUCCCAGGUUUCCUUGCUGAUAUUUUAGUACUAAUCCCCCCCAUGCUUUUUUAUAGAAAUUUCCCCCUCCCUGCCAUUUUUUAAAAAGUUCAUAACACUGGAGAGAACCAAAUAGAUUACCUAGUUCUACCUUGAAUGGAAUAUCAUGUACCUGAAAUGCCUGCAAUGGAAGCCUGUGCAACUUAAAAUUAAACAAAUAAACACACUCAGCAAAUUUCCAGGAAAAGGGGAUCACCAGUACCAGCAUUUCUUAUAGUUACAAAGUUUUCCCCCCUGAACUCACCACUCUAACUUACAAGUGAUAUGCUAUCCACAUUGGCAAAGUUCACAACUUCUAGUCAGUUUUGAUUAAUGAAACACAAAUAUUCAUCAUUCUCAAAUAUAAGAUUGAUAUUUGUCUACUAGACAUUUGUUUUGCUAAUAUUUGUAGCAGGGUCUAUAGUGGGAGGGGAGGAUUGCAAAGCAAUGCAUGUGUUCGUGAAUAUUCCAUGGUGGAGUUAGAACCGUUUCCUAUGCCUUUGGCAGCUCACUGCAGCCGGGGCAGGAGAGGGUGGACAUCUUUCACCCGCUCUGGUUUUCUCCUCCCACCACCAAAAAACUUGUUCCCAUUGAUUGUCAGCUCCAGAAUUUGUAUAGCUGUGGGAUCCUUAUGUGGUGUGUGAGGAAAGAUUGAGGGCACAAGGAGAAGGAGACGACAGAGGACAAGUUGGUUGGACAGUGUUCUCGAAGCUACUAACAUGAGUUUGACCAAACUGCGGGAGGCAGUGGAAGACAGGAGUGCCUGGUGUGCUCUGGUCCAUGGGGUCAUGAAGAGUUGGACAUUACUAAACAACUGAACAACAACAAUAAGGAUCUUGGAGCUCACUGCUCUCUUGUUGUAGUUUGCUCUUUUGAAUCAAAAGGUUAUGAGAUAUGGGCAUUCACAUCUGUAUUAUAAGAAAUACAACGUUUGAUGACCCAGUCUUUUCUAAGGCUGAUGGGCUGGCCAUUAAUCAUGUUAUUAUAACUUUGGUCCUCUAGUUUUCCAGGUCCACCAGAUUAUUGCUAAUAUAGCAGCAUGGGCUGGGACUAAACCAUCAUCAGAAGAGAUCACUGUCAAACUGCAUAAUGAUUUGGUCUAGAUUGGAGAGCCAGUGUGGUGUAGCGGUUAAGAGCGGUAGUCUCGUAAUCUGGUGAACCGGGUUCGCGUCUCUGCUCCUCCGCAUGCAGCUGCUGGGUGACCUUGGGCUAGUCACACUUCUUUGAAGUCUCUCAGCCCCACUCACCUCACAGAGUGUUUGUUGUGGGGGGUGGAAGGGAAAGGAGAAUGUUAGCCGCUUUGAGACUCCUUAGGGUAGUGAUAAAGCAGGAUAUCAAAUCCAAACUACUCUUCUUCUUCUUCUUCUUCUUCUUCUUCUUCUAGAUUUUCCGAGCUUAAAAGUUGAAAGAAGCAAAAGCACAAGUCAUUUAGAAACAUCAGUCUGCUUAUCACAUGGUCCACAGCCUAAACAUUUUUGAUGUUCAGAUUAAUGACAUAAUAGAACUAAAAUUAGGACAUAUUAUUUCUGGGAAUAGGAGAAUUGCUGACUGUCUACAUUUCUUGAAGAGAGCCAGACUCUACUUUUGAAAAUAAGCUAUAAAUUAUUAGAUAAAGCUGAAUAGUUCUAUCAUUCUAUUGCUAUCAUUCACACCAUAUUAAUAGAUAUGGGUACCAAUAACAAUGAUUGUUUUAUCUCUACUAGAAUUUAUAUAUGCAAACUGCAUCUUUGCAGUCUUGCUUGGGGUAGGACAAACUAUGAUGAAUAAAUCAAAGCAAUUACAUGCUCACAGUCCUGCCUAUAUCAGUCAUAAAAUUAAGUUGGUAAAAAAGUACAAAAGUCAGAAAUGGCUAGUUUUAAAUAACUAAAGCUAUUGGGUUAUAUUCAACAUUAGUCAUACUCUCAAUGGCUCCAUUGACGUUAGUCUGUUGACUUCAGUAUGUCUACUGACUUACUAAGUAUCACCCACUAUAAUGGGUAGGAAAUUGGAUUUUGCCAGCAGGCUGUGUUGUUACCUCCCUCACUAUUUCUGCAAUCAACUGAUGCCACAAUGACACUGAAAUCAAAAUAUGUAGAUAAAGGCACAGUGAGGAUACGUGAAGGCCCAUGCUUGGAGUUUUGCAAGCCCUGACAAUUUGCUGAUAGUUGGAGUUUACAAAACAUGGUCACAGUGCUUAGCAGACCCCACAGUCAACUGAUCAGAACUUUAAGCACUGCUAUGUACUAGGUUUCACAACACCAGGAUCCGGUUUUUUGGAUAGAUGCUUGGAUGCUAGAAGUGCUCUGGACAGGGUGUGUAAUAGUCAAAGAAAGGGUACUGUAUAGUUUCCAGGUGAUACAUACAAUUUCCUCCUUACUUCCAAGUGUAUACCUCGCCCAGAGGCAGCUGUAGGGGAGCAUGACUGGUGCGAUUGCAUCAGGCAUGGAGCUUCUGUUCUGGGGUGCUGGAAUAGUCAGCACCACUUUUACUCCAAUGAAAGGUGAUAGACAGGAGGGCGGGGGCAGGGCUGGCUUUUGGCAUCUCACAGGGCGCCGCUGAAAUUUGAGAUGCUGAGGUCCACCACUGCCUUGGCUCUAUGCUUAUGGUUAUUGAUUUCCCAGCCAUCCAUGCUUGAUUUCCCAGCCAUCCAAGCAUUAAUUUAUGCUUACCAUCUAAACUUGUGCAAAUUUGAACUGGCACAAUGUAUUUAAAUAACACAUUUUUCCUAAUGCAGAAUAUGGUAGUUUCUCAGUAUUUUUGCACCAUCAGGUGUAGCUUGUUGUCACAAAAUUUUAUUUUAUUCUACCUAGUGCAAAUAUAUUUUGAAGAGCAUAUUUUUUCCUAUGUUGAGGAACUUAUCUAAGUAGUAGUUCUGAUGUUUAUAUAUCCACAGAGAUAGACAAUUUUGUCUAACACUGACUUUAAAUAAAACAAUUACCGUACAAUCUUGCAGACUAAAGAAAAUUCUGGUAUAUUUAUAAAGUAUAAGCGAAAAGUUCAAACACUAUAGGCCUUUCUCAUUAUGUGAUUUAUAACUGCAUAGACAAGCACAAUUGUGAAACACCAUAAAUGAGUCAUACAUCUAUUAUAGAUUUUAAGAGCUGACUGUGAAAACAAGCUGGGUGACACCUUGUUAUUUGCUCUCCAGGCCUUUGCAUUAGGACCACAUUGUCAUCCUGUUUGUUACGUCAAGCAGAGGAUACAAUAUGAGAUAAUAUGUGAUCAUGCACACAGAAAACCUUGCCAUUUUGUAUUUAGCAAUCCCUUUCCAAGUGCCCACUGAGUGGUUGGCCUAUAAGGGCAAAGAGGACAGUACUCUGCCACUCUUGCAACCCAGAGCCAGAGGCACUCUUCUUUAACCUUUCCCCCCAUGUUAUGUCUACCUCCUUGGAGUCUGCAUCACUACUGCCUGGGUAUAUAUACCCCCAUAACCCUCCAGGGAAAAAAAGACAAACACCAAAGUCUAUCCCGCAUGUUGUGGGAUUAUUUUCAGUUCAUGCGGUCAGCUGAUGUGGCUCAGGGGCUGGCGGCUAUCACAUCUGACCAUGUGCCUUCAAGGCAUAUUAAAUCUAGCGGGGAGCGGGUGUUGACUGGUUGGGUUCAGAGCGUGGUGAAUGUUUCAUUGCAUAAGGCAGUGGUUCCUGUAAUGAUGCAAUCGCUCUUAAAGAAACUAGUCCUGGACACCUUGGACUGGAAAAACUAUCAACCAGUUGCAGAUACCCACUUUUGGGGGCAGAUGGUGGAGAGAGUAGUGGCAUGGGAACCAUCAGCAUUAUUGGAUGGCACAAGUAAACAUACAUUGGAUUGGACUUGAUGUGGUAAAACAAAUUCGUUUCUGAAGGUAAUAUUUUCUGACUUCUCUAUAUGAAUGAUAUGGUAGCACUAUAUGUAAUUAUUUAUUAUAAUGUGAUUUCUAACACAAACAUAUGCAUUUUACUCAAAAGAAACUCCAUUGUGUUCAUUUAGACUUGCAGUCAUUGGAGUACAUGUACAAGUGCAAAUUUGCAGUGCUUUGCCUACCACCAGCCGUGCCUAUUGUUAGCCCUGGCUCUGCCUGCUGUUAACUGCCCUUCCCACUGUUCAACCUACCCCAGUGGACACCAACUUGCAUUGGUCAUGGCUGGUUGCAGUUGCACACAGAAUUCCAUGCACACUAUGCCACUGGUGCUGCCUGUACUCUGGUAGCAGUUGCUCACUAGCAGCAUAACCCAUGACUACCACACCCAGGAAGAAAAAGUUCCUGACUUCACACUUCUGCUGCUGCAAAUGCUUGGCUGAAAAUAUCUAAUUUUAGAAUGCACGGGUUACUCUUGGGCUUUUGAGCACAGGGGCAUUGGCCCUUCUUUGUAAAACUGAUGGCUUGACACAGGAACUUGAGUGGUGAGAAAUAAGUCGUUAGGAUUGUGUGUAGCUGCUGCUAUGACCAAGUAAGCAUAUAAUUGCAAAACAUGCAGUAUUGCAGGCAAAUAUGCAGAUACUUAGAAUUAGGGCAUUAAGUGGUAAAAACUUCUUGAUAUCAAUCUUAGUUGCUAGUUAUAAGCCACUUAUAAUUUUACUAUUCUCGUGUAGGCUGCCACUGGAUUUGAAGUAUUGUCACGUGCAUUGUUAAUAGUCUUAAAGUAUCAUCAUGUGUAAUGUCAUGUGCAUUGUUGAAAGGUACUUAUACUGCAGCCUUGUAAAUAAGCUCGGAAUAAUUACUAGACUGCAGUCCCUUUUCUUACUAGUUUGCUAAGAAAUUAGCAGCCUGCUUUUCCAUGCUGGCCCUUAAGGAGGUUAAACCUCUUAGUAGGCAAAUAAAAAAGCCUUAUAACAAGUGGACUAGCAGAGGAGGAACGAGUGAUCUGCGAGUCUGCUUCGGAUUGUAAAAGAGUAGACUUCCAUUCUUCAGGUGGUACAGAGACAAAGUGGGCUGCUGGAGGAGGGAUGGGGUCCUUCCAUGAAACCUUCUCACUGUCUGACAUGUACCAAAAAUGUACAUUAAUCCUGAGAAAAGAACUUCUCAAAACAGUAUUUCCUCAAUAGUCACAAUACAUUAUUAAAUGCUAUCAGGUCAAGUGAACUUUUAAACAGCUGAUCACAAGAUGACCAGGUAAUUCUGUACACUUGCCUUCCAUGGAAUUCCUGGCUUCCUAUGGCUGCUAGGCUAGUGCUUCUAUAUGUGUCUGUUGUAAUGCUUACAUCAAUGUUUGGCUUUUAACAAAGCACUUUAAGAUGGGAAGGUUGACCCUUAUAAAAUGUUCGUUAGUGAUUCAGAUGGCUCGAAAUAUGUUGCCUUUAGUAUCUAUCUAGUUUUGUUUCAGGAGCAAGUGCUGGUGAAGAGUGCUAAAUGGGGAUCUUAGAACAGUGAAAAACUAAAAGGAGAUGGACAAAGCAAUAUGAUUAUCAGUACAUCUUCCCUGUUCCUUCCAUCAUUAUUAAUUCAAAUGCUCUAGUUGCUUUUCUCACCCAACUUUGGUAGGUAGUCAUCUCAACAUGCUUUCCAUAUUCUAAAGUCAUUGUUCUUGUUAAUAAUAAUAGUAAAUUGUUAAGUUUUAAAUCUCUUUUCAGUGUAAUUCUAGAACUUUUAAUAGACUGAUUCUAUUUUUGUAGUUUAAAAUAUUAUGUCAACUUGAAAUAAUGAGGCACAAGUCUCAUCUUCACAAGCUUCUAUUUUUGUUUAAUGCAGAUAUGGGCAGACUUCAGGGUGGUGAGAUCUAUUUUGUUUUUUGCAGGAAUACUGAGGUUCACCAAUGGGACCCAGCUGGAUGAUGGGGCCAGUUAUGUACUAAACCCAAUGAACUGUGAACUAGAGGAACUUGCAUAUAUAAGUACAAAUAUACACCUGAGUUACCACAGAUCAGGAAAUUCUAACAGUCUCAUUGACAAUUACUUUGAGGGGUUUGUGUGUGUGUUGUAGUUGUUAAAUAAUUGGGAACCAGAAAACAUGCCUCUGCAAUGCAAAUAAUCCAGAGAUCAAUCUGCCUUUGCUUGUCUCUUUCUUAAUGAACUUUGCUUGUAGUUGUAAUGGGGGAAAACCUUUAUACAGUCAUACCUCGGGAUAAAUAUGCUUCAGGAUAAGUAUUUUCGGGUUGCGCUUCGCGGUGACCCGGAAGUAACGGAGCACGUUACUUCCGGGUUUCGCCGUAUGCGCAGAUGGUCAAAAUGACAUCACACACAUGCGUGGAAAUGGCAAAACGUGACCCGCAGACGCGCUGUGGCAUCUUACGUUCUAUUCAGGAUGCAAAUGGGGCUCCGGAACGGAUCCCGUUCACAUCCUGAGGUACCACUGUAUAUUGAACCUGUUUGUAUAUUACUGCAGGUACAUCAUGAGAGAUAGUAACUUAUAUUGCUGAAAUUAUUUCUAAAUAAUAGAGCAUCGUGAUAACACUAAUCACCCAUGGGUGUAAUACCUAGUUACCAGUUUGAGGUCCUGUAUUUCUUACUUGCCUAGUAGUUGUUUCGACAUUAGCUUUAUGUUGCUGUUUCACUUGUCCAUGAUAGCAACAGCACCAUUUCAUCUAAUGGUAUAGCAUUAAAAUAAUAGAAGGUUGAUGUCACAAGGUAAAUGCCAUAAUAGACAACAUAAAUGGUUAUGUAGUGUUUAGAUGAAGGUCAGUAUCAUUUGGAGCAAUAUAAUGCUUUGUUAUACAUAGCACUGUUCACUUAUGUCUUUAUGUUAAUUGCUUAAAUUUAGUUGACUCAGAUGUCUUUAUUUGGAAGACAACAGGUUUGAAAUUUAAUUAAUUCUAUGUUGUGGGCAUAGGUGGAAUUACAUCAUAACUGAAAAGCAGCUACAUAGAAACAAUAUAAGGUUUUGUAAUCUUCAGCUCUCCUUUGUCCCAGACAUCAAGGGUGAGCUCAGCUGACAUGCUAAAAGUGCAGUUCUCAGUAAGUGCUUUCAGAAGUAGAUGUUGGUGAGUUCAGUGGUACUGCCAAAUAAGUAGGACCUAUGCACAGGUUUGAAGUCUAAGCCUAGAAUCUUAAGCACACAUUUAGUUUUGGAACUUGAAUCUCUUUGCUUGAUGUAUUUUGGAGUUGGAAUGUAGAAUUUCCAUGACCCUUGAUUUGGAAGUAACUAUGGGAUAAAGUUGGCUGAAUCCCUGUUUUUGAAUUUGAGGUAUGUUGCAUGUGUCAUAAUUCAUUGUCUCCCCUUGGUCAGAUCACAGGAAGUGGAAUUUAUGAAUUGAGCUUUAAUAUGUACUUUACUGUGUACGCAUAUGAUUUAAAUUGCUUUCUUCCUGACAAUGUGCAGAAAAUCUUAGCCACCUAUAAAUAUCCACCCUAAUUCCUAAUUUGCUAAUACAAGCAUAUUGCAGAUUAUCGACUGCGUCCUACUCUCACUCUUGUUUUCUUAUGGAAGAGAAAAGGUAGUAUUGUGGCAGCACCACAGCUAGCACCCUCAAUUAAAACACAGUGAUUCUGUAAAAUCUGUAGGAAAAAACCCAAAGGAAGCAGCCUUCCUCAAGCUGGUGUCCUCCAGAUGUUGUUGGACUUCAACUCCUAUCAGUUCCAGCUAGCAGGCACAACAGUCAGGGAAGCAGCUUGGGAAGGCUGCCUUCAGGGAUGGGGAAUUCCUCAGAGCAGCCCAGGACAGAUUCUGCAUUCUGUCAACACUGAGCAUGCUUAAUCUCUAUCGGGAGAAGAAUUCACCCCGAGAGGAAUUCAUCAUAUUAGAGAGAAAGAAUCAAAUUGAAUCGAAUCAUAGAGUUGGAAGGGACCACGAGGGUUUUUCCCCCAACAACUCUUAUUGAUCCUCUCCUCGCCCUUCUGGUCUAGAUUGGUGCUAUACCAGAUAGCCAGAUAGAUACAGCUGGGUCACAGUAGGGCAGUUCAUCAAUUUAGGUUUCAGUAAUUUAUGCCAGGUCAGUCUGCAAUCAUAGGAACAUAGGAAGCUACUUUAUGCUAAGUCUCACUAAUGGUCCAUCUAGCUUAAUGUUGUCUACCCUGCGAAGCAGUGACUUUCAUAGUCCUACCUGGAGAUGUUCAAAAGACAUUUGGGUUCAGGUAUCAAUAAACCUGGUUGACAAAAUCACCCAGUGCAGUAAUAUCUCAACCUGAUUGAACAGCUCCAAAGAGCCCAGUGGGCAAACAAGCAGCUUAGUGGCCGAUAAAAUUCAGUGUAAGAUGCAAAAUAAUGUAUACAGACAGUGACUAGGACAGGGGCGAGGCACGCAGGGGCUGGGAAUGGAACCCCCACCUGAAAUCGUCAUCAACUGUAUUGGGAUGAAUUACCGGUAUUUGUUACAUUUCUAGAUUGCCCUUCCUCCCAAGGGAGCCCAGGGCAAUGCACAAUAAAAUAGGGGGUGGGGAAUAAGUAUUCUAAAUAAAACCUAGCAAUAACCAAUAUACUGUAACAUCAGCAAAACUCAGAACCAUUAAACACAAUAUACCACUAUCUUCAGCUGUAUUAAACUAACCUCAGUUUGUAAAAGUCUGCAUAAACAAAAAUAUAUUCAACUGGCAUCUAAACAUGCAAAACAAAGAUGAUGGGGGGGAGCAGCCUGGCCACGGAAGCAGAUGCUACUUCUGCCAUCCCUUUUCUUAAUUUGUCCAGAGUUUCCCAAUGCCAUACUGUGACAUACCUCCUAUUCACUACCAGUAAAGGCACCUUAGUCUCAUUUUCAGCUCAUGCAGGCACAUAAUACUAAAUAUGCAAUUAACAAAAACAGCUAUAAUGCAGUGAAUCACAUUGGUACAUAUAAAAAAUGCAAAUAGAAUUAUUAAAUUGUGUCAUAUGAGCAAGGUACUUAAAGUGCUCAGCAUCAAUACAGUGGUACGUCUGGUUAUGAACGGAAUCUGUUCCGGAGGCCCGGCUGCAUCCCGAAAACUUCGUAACUGCAGGCACCCUUCUGCGCACACGUGCAGCGCAAUUCAGCGCUUCUGCACACAUGUGCAGAAGGCUUCUGUGCAUGUGCGCAGUGAAACCCGGAAGUAUACACUUCCGAGUUUGCCACAUUCGCAACCCAAAGUUUACGUAUCCAAACGUAAGCAGAGGUACAACUGUAUAUGCAAAGCAAUAGUAAUAGUUGCAGAAAACAGAUUUAAUAACCAAAAUAAUAAAUAGUGUAAUAAACUUUUAAAUAGUGUAAUAAACUUUUAAGCUAGUAAAAACAUUUAAACCUUCAAAAGUGUACUAUACUUAUAGUCAGUGCUUUUUUUUUCUAAAAAAAAGUGUUUAUGGGUACUCUCAUUUUCCUACUCAUGUUGAAAUACUGUCCCUCAAUGAGGCCAAACUUAGAUUCACAAAAUGUUUAGGGGUCUGCAUCGCCCCAGAAAAAAGCACUGCCUGUAGUACACAACUGCAGUUUAUAAUUCACCUUAAAACUCAAGAUAUUCACAAAAUAUUUGGGUUCCUAAUUUAUGUCUCACAUAAGUUCAACCCUGCCACUCACCAGAAAGAACUGAAGUAUGUUCACUUGCACUGUCAUUGAAUGAAGCACUAUAUAGUUCGCCGAGUUCCACUAUGAGCUACUCUAGUAAACCAUCCACCAGCUUGUGGAGAAUGGGGGUGUGUGCCCUGUCCCCAUGAUGAUUCCGUAAAGGGUUAACUCCCUUUGCUGUUUCCUCAACAGGAUCAGCCCACAAGUUGCCUCCCACAGCCAGAUCAGUUUUAGUGAGCUCCACCUGGAAGGUGUUUGGUUUUAGCUUCUAAUCAGACCCAGUCUGGCUGCACUUCAUGUCAGUUUGCUGAUGAAACAGCAGCAGUUGGUGGAAAAAGCAGGUGGGCUGCAUGUUAUGGCAGUGUUGUUUUUUUUCUCUUGUCGCUGACUCACUGAUACUGUUGGAGUUCUUCUGUUCUCAUCUUGGUCAGCAAUGAACAAGACAGUUAAAACACAUUAUUUAUGCAUUCAAAGAAACGUUUUUAAACAAAGUUAACAUGAAGUGAAGAUGUUAGGCUUCAUGAAGCCAUUAUUUUUAUAGAAUAUCUCAUACUUUUGCAAAACCUAACCCAGGCUACCACCUUCAUGUAUUGUUUCCAGUAAUGUAACACAUGUUUACUAGAAGUAAGUCCUAUUGAGUUCAAGUGUUUAUACAGUGAUUGCAGCCUAAUUAAUAUACAUCAGACUAGGUUGUCAGUCUAAAUGCUAUUGUCCUCUUGUUAUUUCACAAAGAGCAGAAUUGGUGGAACCCCUAAUCAUCACACCAAAAUUGAAAAUAUUUUUCUUUUAAUUAUUUAUCUUUGUUUUAAUGUAAAUGUCAAACAGAAAAUUCAAUACUGCAAUUCAGCCUGAAAGAAAAAUAAUUUGAGCAAAUAACUAAAAAUUCAGCUUUUAUUUGAACACUAUGCUUAAUCAGAAUUUCAUAGAAUUUUAAAAUCAAGUAAUUACUAUGUUAAGGAAGUUUGAAUGCAAAGAAAUAAAACAAGACCUUUAUAUAAUUACAGCAUAUGAAGUUAACCAGUAAUUAAAAGCAAGACAUGGUUGUAAAAAUAGAUGAUAAUAAGUAAUGAAUAAAUCAUCGCUAUUUCACAGGCUGGUCCUUGGUAUAUGGUAAUUUUUUUCAGCAACUCAGCAAUGAAAUACAUUACCAUCCUUUUUAAAAACAGCUAUGGGGUCUUCCUCGUCCAUGCCCAUUGCUCUGAACUAUAUCAUACUACUGUAAUCUGAUGUGCUGUUUUCCAUCCUGGUUCUAAACACAGUUCUUGAAAAUCCAUUGUGUUCAGCAGGACUUAUUCUGUAAAACUUUGAUUAGGAUUUUGAGUUAAAAUAUCUCAGAAUGUACUGUGGAGGGGAAUUCACAAGUAGGAUUGUACUAACAAAUUUCCAUUCAUGGAUUUCUAUUGGAUCCAGAUAGUUUUGUUUACUUGUUCAUAGAAUGAGAAGAGGCACCUUAAUGCAGUCCAGCAUAGUCCUCUUCCCCACCUUCAAACACCAUUUGGCUACUGCCCUUUCUUUUUUCUCCCUGAUGUUUCUUAUCUUCUCCAAACUGCUGCAUGUAUUGAGAGGAAACUCUUCCUUUCUCAGUCCCUCUGGUAAGUGUACAGAGGUGGAAAAUCCUGCUGUUCAUUCUGUUCUUCAAACUGUACUUGGGAACUGCUGAAGGACUUUGCAAGAAGACCAGGGGCUUUCCCCCUUGGUGAGUGAGAUUGUUUGUGGAUGCCACUUUGGAUGAUACAGUAUUGGAAGCAGCAUGACAUGAACUGUUUGCUGUGGUGAUAUAUUUACCCCUACGUGUGCACACACGCACAUUCAUUCAUUCAAUCAAUCAAUCAAUCUAUGUUUUAAGAUUCCUUAAAGGCUUUUCAGGUGUCCCUCAGUGGGAGAAUAAUAAUGACAGACAAGCUUUUCUGAAGUACAGUUGCAGAAGGAGUGCUGGGUAUGCAAUAAAAUACAUUCAUGUGAAGCUACAGAGAAAGCAUGGCCACUACUCUAAAUAAGCUGAUUAUGCUAUAGGAUCCUCUGCCACGUGCAAUGCAUCUGUGUCUGACAUUCAUGGCUUAUUUGGCAGUCAGUGUUCAGUGUUCCUUGAAGGUGAAAGAUUUCAAAGCCACUAUUAUUUCUUCCUCUUAUUUUAAUAGAUCAUAAUAGUCCUUGACCUGAACUGUUUACAUUGUAACAAUGAGUUUCUUACAGGAACAGAACAAGGCAAUUCCAAUUGUAAUAAUAAACAAUGAACUUGUUGCCUGCCAGCCCAUAAUCACCAGUUCUUAGUUAGAGAAGUGAGAGAUUAUGAAGACAGCUGAAUAAUGAAGUACUUUUUAAUGAUGCACCUGUUUAAUGCUAGGAAAAUGGCAAUAUUGUGGAAUUUCUUUUUAAGGUUGUUAUAAAAACGGUAUGUUAGCAGUCUAAUAGAAGAAAUGCAGUGAACUUGACAGAUAGGACUCAAUGCAACCAAAAAUUAAGCACAUUUGAAUUCCCGUAAUUCAGUGGGAGAUUUUAAGCCAAUUAAUAGUAUGUUGAAAUCAAUGGGAAUUAAAAGUGCUUUCCUUUUGUUUGAAUCAUGCCCUUGGUUUUUAAUGUCUUUCCUUAUCUUGGCUACAGACAGGAGGAGGAAAAGAGAAAGAUGAAUAUUUAUCUCUAGCUCUACUGGCCUUAUUUGGGAAUUCUCUAGGGAUUAAAGUUCUAUUACAGGGCUUUAUUUAAGAGUCAAAUACAUUUGUGCAGUACUGGUGAUCCUUGAAAUAUGCAGGCAUGUGCCUUAGUGUCUGUGUUUAUUAUAAGUUCAAAAGUUGUUCAUACUUUUAGCACAUCUUUUGAGAAAUAUAACUCAUUGUACAUGUCACAACCAGUUUUGUCAUAUAUAUUUGCACCUUCAGAUGUUUUAAAUAUCUCCUGAUACUGUCCCCAUGUCAGCAGGAAGGAGUACAACCCAACAUGCAAGUUGUUAAAAUUAAUCAGCCAUGCUGUUUUCUGUGAAAGACAGAUUUAAAAAUAGAAUGCAAGAUUAGUAUUCUGGAUCUCUCAAUCUUUUGGGGAGGAGGUGGAUCUAUGGAGAUGUCCAAUUCUAACAAAAGGUUUUUUUUCCAAAUGAAUUGCUUCUGUGGGAAUUUUCUAGAAGCAUUCCUGUGUUGAAGAAUGCUACAUUGUAAGAAGCCACCUUAAACCAUUAAUCUGGAUGUGUUUGACUCGGUGACUUACAAGCACUUCAAUAAUUCUUGAGAUGGAAGGAGAAUGAGAUAGAAACUUUUUCUGAUAAAAAGUUUAAUUGGAAUGCAGGUUAUGUGCAAAAGUCAAUGGUCAACAUUGUUACCAUAGUUUUGGGAAUAAGAUGUUUGUGUUCUGUGCCUACAAGUUUAAGAAAACACUGGUUCCUUCUUCAGCCAGCUAGUAAAAAGCAAUCUAUUUGGGCCCACGUCAUACCUGCAUAGUAUACUCUGUGGGAAGGUGAGAAGAAUCUACCAGGAAACAAAAUUAUUUUUCUGCAGCUGCAGGGCAUAAAACAAAGUGACAUGUUACUGAGAGGCAUACAUCACUUUUAAUGCCAGUUUUUGGAAACGGCAGGCGGGGAGAGUGCCUUUGUGCUCAAGUUCUGCUUGCAGGCCUCCUAUGGGCAUCUGGUUGGCCACUGUGAGAACAGGGAUGCUGGACUAGGAAGAGCCAUUGGCCAGAUCCAACAGGGCUAUUCUUUUUAUGUUCAAUUCUAGACCAACAUUGUAAAAUGUCCUGUUUUCUGAGUAUUUUACUCUUGCUGGAGUCCCAGCUUGUUCAAGAUCCAUCUGUCAUUUCCAGCCUUGGACAAAAUGUGUUAGCAUUUCCCCAAGACAUCCCUUAGUUCCCUAUAGUGUACUAUCUCCCGUUUAUUGUUGAUAAACAGAUUUUACUUCCCUCUGGGAAUAAUCAAUUUAAAUGGUAAACCAUACAUGGAUUCCAAAGUACUCCUUCACUUGUUGCCUUUUCUUUUUGAAUAAAGGGAAGAUAACAAAGAUAACCUAUAACAAAGAAUAAGAUCUUAAAAUUGAAUAGGCUAGUUCCUCAUUAAGAUUUUUUGUUUUAGUACUGUUUCCAAAUUACUAUAUGAAUGAUUAUGAAACAUGGGGUUUUAAAAUAUGUUUUUGGAGUUGCUUGCAAUCUAGAUGGAGAAAGUUGAGCACUUAUAAAGUGUAUAUUGUAGUUUGGACUGUGGAAAUGAGGUGCAUUUUGUCUCCAGAUGUUAUUCCAGGAUCUUUGGUCAAAGGGAGGAAGUGUUCUCUUGCUCCCUGUCCCCAGCAGACUAAGAGGUAAUGAUAGCAAAUAUUGUUAUAAUAUUAAGAGGAACUGAUUGAUUGCCACAGUUAAGUUCCCAUUAUCCCAUUAUGUAUAAACUUGAAGAAGUUAGCGGUUUAGCAACUGAUUUUACUUGAUUAUGUGUUUUAGUAAAGAAUGAAAGAUACCCCACUCUCCCAAGUGGUCUGCAGAAAGUGCCAUUGUUAUGACCACCCAUUUCUUCUGCUUCUAGUCUAGAAUUAUGAGGGGUCAGCUAGUGGUCAUGGGCCUAGAUUAGCUCUGAUCUCUACAGUAGGCUAUUGGUAAUUAUUGCUCCUACAGUAGUCUUCUCUACCAGAAUGAAGAAAAGCUUGCAAGAUUUAGAACAAAUUGCUUCUAGAGUCAAUACAAAUGAAUUUAACAAACAGGAUUGUUAAUGUCCAGGCUCCCACCUUCAGACGAAAGAUGCUUGGCUGAGCAAAUCCCAAAAGCUUUAUUGAUAACAUCAGCAAACAGUAUCACCACCAAGUACAGGAUAUACAGUGCAACAGUUCUUAAGCAAAGUUCUAAGCAAAGGCAUUGUCCCAACACUUGACAUGCCCCUCCUGCUCUGCUUUUAAAGAGCAAGGCCUGACUUUUACCAGUUUAGGGCCGCAGCUAGAUUAACAACAACAACAACAACAAUAAUAAUAAUUUUUAUUUAUACCCCACCCUCCCGAGCCAAGGCCGGGCUCAGGGCGGCUAACAAGCAAUAAUAAAAAUAAGUUGAAUGAAUACAACUUAAAAACAAAAUUAAAAUACAACAUUAAAAUAUUAAAACAGUAAAAUAUUAAAAUGUAGCCUCAUCGCAGGAGGAGAAAGGAAAAGAAAAAAGAAAGAGGGGAAGGGAAUCAAAUUGGCUCCAAACCAAAGGCCAGGCGGAACAACUCUGUCUUACAGGCCCUGCGGAAAGAAAUCAGAUCCUGCAGGGCCCUGGUCUCAUGAGGCAGAGCGUUCCACCAGGCCGGAGCCAGUGUUGAAAAGGCCCUGGCUCUGGUUGAAGCUAAUCUAACUUCCUUAGGGCCCGGGACCACUAGGGUGUUGCUAUUUAUGGACCUUGAGGCUCUCCGUGGGGCAUACCGGGAGAGGCGGUCCCGUAGGUACGAGGGUCCUAGGCCAUGAAGGACUUUAAAGGUCAAAACCAGCACCUUAAAUCUGACCCUAUACUCCACCGGGAGUCAGUGCAGCUGGAAAAGCACUGGGUGAAUAUGCUCCCAUGGCAGAUGGGGAGCCUCGCUGCAGCAUUCUGCACCCGCUGGAGUUUCUGGGACAGCUUCAAGGGCAGCCCCGCGUAGAGCGAAUUACAGUAAUCAAGCCUGGAGGUGACUGUUGCAUGGAUCACUGUGGCCAGGUUGGGGCGGGAAAGGUAAGGGACCAGCCUAUGUGAUCAGAGAUUGCCUGGCCUCAGUUAUCCAUGCUCUGAUCACUUGCAGGUUAGACCAAUAUAAUGUUCUAAACCUGGGGCUACUUUUGAAUUCUGUUUGGAAACUACAGUUUGUUCAUAAAAAAAGCUGUCACAUUAUUAACGGGGACUGGGGAUUAUGAUUGCAUUAUGCUUUGCUAUACUGAAUGCACUGACUCUCACUUUAUUAUUCUUUUAGCACCAGGAAAAGUAAUUUUCAUUUUCCUGAGCUUUUAAGCAGCACUUUUAAUGAUGUUGCUUUUAUAAUGUUAUGGCUUUUAGCUGAUUUUAACUUUCAGGGGGUUUUAUAAACUGUCCUGGGAUUAUAGCUGAAUGGUGAUAUUAUAGCUAUAUAUCUAUAUCUAUGAAUGAACCAUUUGUAAGCUCCAGUGAUUUCAACAGGAGAGUUCAACAUGUUUUUCAGUGUAGAUAUAAGGUACUUAACUUUGGUAGCAUUGUGACGUGCGUUUUGAAACCCCACUUUUAGUACUGUGACACUAGUAAAACUCAAAAUAGAAAUAAUCUACUUAACCAAUAUACUGCACCUGAGUGAUCUUUAUCUCUUGGCUUGGAAAUGAAAAGGAUUAGUCUAAGUUCAAAUGUUCUCUGUUGUGGUCUACACAAGAGUAUGUAUGCACUAACCUUUUCUCUUUGCUUUUUCUGUGGUCCAAUUUGGUUUAUGGUUAUGUGGUAAGAUCUGGUAUAGCAGGGACAACAGAUGCUGCUGUGUUUAUGUUGUGCAUUCAGUCUAGUGACCAGACCUUCAGGAUUGACUCAGUGCCUGAAGCUAAUAUGUGUAUAUUGGGAGCAGAAGUAUAUAUCGUGCUAUGUUGCUUUUGUUUCACUGUACUAUUUCAGCCAAGAGGGGAGAUUUAGUGUUUGACUGUUUCUUUCUCAUAUAUAUCUCCUGAGCAUGGGGAACAAAAUCAUAGUCGGAAUAUAUCUUCUCCUUUAUAUUCUGUGUGCAGAGAAAAUGCAUUUGCCUACUGUAGCCUGAAAUAACUGAAUCCAGACAUUGAGGCUCUAUAUUUGAGGGAAAGAGGCUAGGGCCUAGGCUAUGCUAUGAGGUUGGGAUCAUCACCCUUUGAUAAGCAAUGCUGUCUUUCUUACAUAAUGAAGCAAUUUAGGCAAGGGGUAGUGAGUUCCACGAGUUGACAGUGUCCCUGGAAAAAUGAAAAGCAGCAGUAUUGGAAUAAAGUCAAUUAUGAUGAAGACAAUUCUGCUGUAGAUAUCUCCCACCCCCAUUUAUGUGUUACUAAAACUAUAUAGAACAUCUUUCCUCUUCAUUUUCAUAUGUGGCAAGUUUCACAUCCUACAGUAGCACAAUUAAUGGUUUCUGUUGUGCUUUGCAUGAAAUUAUUUAUAGAUUCAUGUGCUCUAUUUUUAGUGAGCUGGCUCCAUCUAAAUAAGCUCUAUCACUCACAGUUCAGUUAUCUGUCUUGCAGAAAAAAAGACUGAUUGCUCUAGCUUUCUUUCUAGGAGCAACUUGAUCCUACUUUUGCUACUGGGGAAGCCAGGCACUAUUCAGUGAAAUAGCAUGGUGAAAUUUGCCCAGAAGUUCCAGCAGAAGUUUGUUUCUCUUUCCUUAUUCUCAAACAUUAUGAGAUUAUCCUGGAUCCUUUCUGCAUUGCCUCUAAUCUUGGAAUUUUGCUGUGUGCGCACAUUGCAGUGGGUUAGACUAGAUUAGUCCUAGGGUCCCUUCAAACUCUUUGAUUCUAUGAUUCUGUUUAAUGCAGAGCCGGGUUCUCUCUUGCUGUUAAAAGGACUAUUUUUUAAAAAAAGUAAGAAAAACAACCAUAUUGCCCACAAGCACCUUGUGUAGAGAAGGUAGUGUUGACAUUUACCAGUGAACGUAAUUAUUUUAAUUAGUAAGCUGUAAAGUGUACUGAAGUCCCUAGGUGCUCAUACUCCCAUUUUCUUAAAAAAGAAAAAGAAAAAAAGAGAGAGAUAUGGUUUUCAUGCAUACCACAGUUCUGAGGAAUAUGUUUGCUUUGGGAUAUUGUAAGAUGUAUAUCUUACAAAUCCUUGCAAAAUGAUAUUAAGGCUAAGUAAGCACACUGGCAGCAUAAACAUCUCUUACAGUAAAGGCUGUGCUGCUGCUGGCAUCCUAACUCUUAAGUGACAUAACUAACCUAGAUAAACCUCUGAUGCAUCAAAAGACUUGCAGUUUUACUUUCACCCCACCCACUUCCCCUCAGGGAUUGCAUUUGAAAAGAGGGAAGGAGAAGGGAAGAGAAGUCUGUAUAGAAUUCUGUAUAGCAGUCAUAACUAUGUUUUAUAUUGCAGCAUUUUCUCACACACUAAUGAAAUAAUGGUGCCAAAUUAAAGGUCUUUGAGCUCAGUGAUAUUGGUGGAAGAAUUAACUAGCAUUUAAUGAUACUCUAACCAAGUUCAACUGACCUGACCAAGUUCAACCUUUAGCACAGAGUAGGGAACAUCUGGCCAGGGGACCAAAUGAGAGUAUCCAGGCCUUCUGGCCCUUGGGAUUCUUAUAUACAGGUAAAAGUCACAUCCAUUGUCUGUGGCCACACCCUUCACUGGCAUGUGGCCCCCAGAAGGUUGUCCAUGAAGGAAUGGCCCCUUGGGCUGAAAAAGGUUUAACAAGCACUAUCCUGUGUGCACAACUGGUCAACUAUAUUCUAGAACUAGGUUUUUUGCACCAGUAAUGUUAUAUCUCUGGCUAGUUCCUGAUUCCUCAAGAAUGAACAAUUUAGCCCCCUUCCCUAGUAUAUUUAAUCUUUUUGAACCUUCUCCUGGUCCAAGUACCUUGCUCUAAAUGAGGGUCAAACUUGAUGUGAUAUUACAGCCAAAGUGCAUAUGCUGUGUAGUGUAAACAGCACUUGCUGAGCGGAGCCUGGGCUGGUUUGGGAUUGUGGAGACUUGGAGAGUGAGGAGAGAGUGUUUAAGCCACUGCUGCCAAGUACCUAAUACAAAGUGUGCACAUUGAUUCCUUUCACACAGUUAAUGUCACAUCUGGUUUGGCCCUAAGCUAAAGCAUGUGUAACUGAAGUAAUCACACAUUCUUCCCAUUUACCAUUCCCUCUCUUUUCCCCUGGUUCCUCUGAUGUUUCCCUUCUGUCUUUCUUCUAAGGUAGAGACCAGUCAAACCUGUCUUUAUAAAGCUCUGUGUAUAUAGACGGUACAAUAUAAAUAAUAAAAAGAAAAAUAAGGCCUACCCCUUUAGGGAAGAUCACAGGAGCAUCUCAUGGACUUGUAUUGUCCCCCCGUCUGGCCAUCUGCCUGCCUGGCACGUGCGCUCUCUCUCUCUCUCUCUUCCUUUUUCCUUUCUUUUUUUUAAAAACAUAAUUUUUAUUAACAGGCCAAUCAUAUCACAUUAUUUCAAAUCACAUUAAUUCCAAAUUAUACAGCCAAAUUUUUCAAUUUUGUUGGGGGUACCCAUACAUCAAGCUCCGGACGAGAAUCCAAACAUCAUUUCUAUUACUGCUUUAAUUAAACAGUUCUAUCCAGUGCUAUCCAGAUAGUCUCUUUUUUACUUUCUUCAUCUUCUUGUUGUUGUCAUAUAUUCCUUUCUUUGCGAUCUCUGAUAAUCUUCACAGGCAUGUUCUCUUCCUUUUUCCUUUCUUCAUCUUUCUUUCUUACAAAGGCAUUUCUUUUUCACUUUCAGUUUGGAAGCUAGCAAUAUUUAUUGUUUAGGUCACCAGUGCUGGGGUUUGGGUUUUGAUUUUGUUUUUUUUUGCAAACCAUAACUGAGUUCUAACCAUGGUUGCAAAUUUUGGGUGUUAAGAAUAGUUUAAAAGUAAGUUGUGGCCACAAUAAAUUUUGUUUCCCUUUAAGAAGCAACAUAAUUGUGCCCAUGGUACCCCCCUGGCUGAAAGCUGUUGACAAAUAUCACAACUAUGUGAUUGGUUGUUCUGUGGCGAUUCGGUCAGCUUUUUUUCAGACCACCUCCUAUGGCAGGCUUAGGGGCUGCAUAUCCAUUUGUGGAUUACCUUAUUCAGCAUUAAUGUAUCUGAGUUAAUUGUUUCUCAGUGAAUCUCAGUGAUCAUCAGUUCUUCAUCGUAAAAGCAAACCAUAUUGUAGUUAUUAAAAUAAAAAUACAUUCCGUUCAUAUGAAUGUGUUCUACCUUGCUCCUGAAACAUAACUUGGAACUGAAGUCUCAAUAAUUUCAAGAGAAUUUAUUUCUGUGUAAAGCCACAUGUUUGUCUGAGGGGUGUGUGUGCUUAAAAUGUGCAUUAGAAGAAGUCUAGGGCCAACAUGCCUCUCUGUUCCAUGUGUGUCUGACUCAACUCACCCCUAAAAAAAUGGGAGUUUAGGGUUUGGAAGCUACUGUAACAUGCACCCUUCCCCUUACCCCCUCAUUCUCAGUACUAGCUAUGUAUAACUGCUGCUAGACCUUGUUAAAGUAAGCCUAGCUAUUCUAAAUUGGCUUCCUCUAUCUGUAAUCUAUUUAUUUCAGUAGAAAGGAAACAUUGUUUUGUUAAGUAGCAAAAGUGUAAGGAGAGAUUUGGCUAUUACUGUUUCCGAUACAAAAUGUAAACAUUGCUUGUUUUGUGUCUUAUUGUAUUCCAGACCAGUCUUUCCAUAUGGGGAUGGGGAAGCCUUGGCGUCGUGCUUUUUCUAAUAACAUUUGGACCAUUCGCUAUAUUUUACUUUGCAUUUUAUAUUCUCUGCUUCGUGGGUGGGUAAGUAUGCUAUUUUGUGUGUGUUUGAUAUAUGUAAAGAAAGCAUUGUACUUAAGAACGAUGUAGUGUAAUUAGAACUAUUUUGAUAAAUAUGUUCCCUUUAAGAAGGAUCAAACAAAAAGAGAUUAUAGUCAGCAAGACAAGUUACUUAAAUAGGUCCCCAGCUUCAUGAUGUCUGCAAAGAUGGAACAUUGAUAAAGAACCUUGUUAUUAUUAUUCAUCUGUUUGGCAGUAUUAUUCAUCCUUUCUGCUUCUUUUCAAGAUAAUCAAGCAUAUUUAAGUAAAUUACUUCACUGUACCUGCACGUUUUUUGAUAGCACAUUGUUAUACCCAUUAUGAGAUAAAAUUCAACCAGACCUUGACUGUAUGGAGGCCUCAAUUGAAGAGUUCAGUCAAGGACAAAUUAACUAUUAUGAAAAUGUACAACCCAUAUUCACCCAAGGCUUACUUCAAGACAGGUUAAAGUGAAAUCACUUUAAAUGCAUAAAUAAUUUCUCUGUUUUAUUUUCAUCUGUUCCUAUAAACCCAUUUCUUUCUGUGAAUGCUGCAACUCAACUUAGGGCUUAUCCACACUUCCAUUCCUUCCAGGCACAGUCUUCACUUAAAAGCUCUGUAUCCAAGCGCCCUUUUUGUUGUUGCUGCUGCUCCAGGGCUUUGUCUGCAAAAUCCAUUUUUUAAAUUCAGUCGGAGCAAAUGUCAAUCUGCAGAAAACCCAAAUUGAUGUUUGCUCCAAUUGAGCUCUAAAGAGCAGGUUUUCACAGGGAAAACUCCAGGCCGGGGGGGGGGGGGCUGCUUUAGAGCUUUUAAGCACAGAGGUGUGCCUGGAAAGAGAGGAGCAAAACGUAAAUGUGAAAAACUUAUCAUAAGUUAAUACCAUAUUGUAUUAACUUUUGCUAUGGAUGAAUUGGUAAAUUCACAAGAAUGAAGUUAAUUCAAAGAUGUUAAGCAGGAUUUGUGUUCCAAAAAAUAAGUUUGUUUAAUACAAAUAUUUUUGCAGUAUUUAAACAACAUUCAUUUAGCACUGAGUAGGUGGAGGCUUGGGGAACAAGUUUUGGCUAUUUUUUUAUUUAGAAAGUUAGUAGAUUAUCUCACUGUUUGAAACUUACAAUAUAGUUUCAUUCUUCUAGGGGCUUUGUGGUAACACUCUUGUUUGGGAAAAACAACUCAGAGACGUACCUUGAACGGUGUGAACACUCCUAUCUUCCUCCAACAUCGUUUGGUAUUACUAAGGUAAGCAAAAUAUACUGGCAUUAUUUUUCUCAAUUUAUUCUCCGCAAGUCAAACUUUAUUGUGCUCAUGCUAUCUGCCACAUUUCCUUUUCAAGUUAGCAACCAAAGAAAAGGUAUUAUAGGCAAUUUAAAGAACACCCCCCAACCUUUGUUAUUAAACAACUUCUGCUGAUGGUUGAUAUAUCAAUUUUGGUUAUACUGAAAAGGAAGUCAUAAAUAAAGUAAGAAUCAUGAAGUACUUUAUAAACAGAAUAACAUGAUGAUGUGUGUGAACUCCCAAAUGACCUUUUCUCUCAUGUGAUUUCUCUCUGAAACGUCAACAAGAUGAUGCAUGAAAUGUGUGAUAGCAUUUCUGUCAGGGUAGAUCAGGUUUGGGACUGUGGGGCAUGUAGAGAGGAGUUUAGUGCUUUAUUUCAAUCUGGUCUAAUCCAGAUUGGAGAGCAGUACAGCUGCUAUUUUUAAAGCAACGAACAAACCCAGAUACAUUAAAUGCAGGAUUACAUCUUGCAUAUCACUUAGUUUAGCUUUCUCUCUUUUUCUAAUAUUGUAUUUUAUGUAUAUUUUCUGCAAAUUAGCCCUAAAGUGGUUUUUUUUAAGUUGAUACAUCUGCUUCUUCAGCUGACUUAAUUGGACUUUCAUAGUCUUAGACUGAAAAGCGAAGUAAAGCUUGUGCUUGUAGCACAUGCGGGAAGCUUGCCGCCUUUGGUUUAGAUUCUAAGUUGCUAAGAUAGACAAGGUAUGAACAACGAAGCUGUCUUUAGUGGCUUAACUAGAAGCUGUUGCCUAAAACUUAAUCUUGAAUGUCGGGUCCUCCUGCAGUUUAAUUAAAAUCUGCUUAGAUAUAUAUCUGUUUUUGUUUCUGUCUGAAUGUAUUGGUGAAAACUAUACUACAUUAAUGCACUGUUUAACACUGGAGCUGCUACAAGCUCUGUAAUCUCAGUGGAUUUUGAUCAUGGCUAUUCUUAACAGCACUUCCAUGUGGUUUUUAUAUAUGGUAUCCUCACACAAAGGGUUGCUGAUAGACAAAGCAGAAGUACAAAAUCCAGUAGGUGUGUCCUUUGCUGAAUCCUUUUUGCAUUGUAAACCAUAAGCAUGUGGCAGAAUUUAAUUUUGUUAUGAAUUGACUUAAGUGUCCAUUCUCUCCCAAAGUGCAUAGAAGAAAUGAAACAGGAAAGCAAGCCUAUUAAGAUUGAUAGGAGGUUGACUGGAGCCUAUAUAAUUGAUGAACCUUUGCAACAAGUAAGUUUUGAAAAAUAAUUUAAUUGUAAAUCAGACUGUAGCCAUGAUAUUCUGUGACAUUUGCUAUAGUAAGAUUUUUUUGUGGGAUGCUGAAAUAGGAGAACUUUCAAGCUAGUAUAUAUUGAGUACACAUAUGUUCUUAUUCCUUGUCUCCUUGGGGCUGAAAUAAUGAGCAUACUGGGCUGUAUCACAUUUAUUUGAAUAUGGUAUGUCUCUGACCAUUUUAGACUUCACAUUAUUUCUGGUGAUAGAUCAGGUAGAAAUCAUGUCCUAAAUGUGGUUAGCGCCUUUUGAAGCGGCUUGGACUUUCUGGCUGUUAUCCCAAGGAACGGAAGGACUUAUUAGUGUUUUCAUUGGAUCACUUCUGUCUCAUAUAUUUAUUGACAUAUGUGUUGAAGUUGUAGAUAGCCAAUACAACACGUUUCCCCCAUAAGUACAUGAGUAUAACCUGAAGGUGCCUAAAGCUAUCAUCUUCCUGUAGCUAAGGAGGUCUGUUUCUGGCCAGCCCCUGAAUCGGUGUCUGCCAGAUACCACAUGGAGCCCAAGGUGGCAUGCAAGAUGGAAGAAAACUGGGUUUAAAAUGUAAGAGAAUAAACUGGCUAAAUAAUACCUUGUCCGGAUUGUUUUUGCAUUCCUUGUUGUGGGUCCACUUCAAAAGGUCUUACUAAAAGAGCUGGUUUACAUGUAAUGCUAAACUAUGGUCUGAAGCAGUUGUUAUUUGCUAAACAAGCCAACUAUAAAAUAUGUAUGGUUUAUAGUCAGUCAUUCUACAUGCUUAGAUUAUGCUCUGAAUUAUCACCAGCUAGACUUUGGUUGUUCUGGUUGAAGUGGAGGGUAGGGGGAAGGGGCGGAUGAUGAUUACUGUUUACUUAUGGUCUUUGCCCCAGACAUGGUUAAUGUAUGUAACCAGAAACAGAUAGCACAGAACUAGCGCAGAACUGCAGAAGCAUCAAGCAAGAUCUAGAAUUGAAUUGUGGUUUCCUCAAUUAAGGAAUGUAUAUCACUACUCUUGCUUGCUCCCUGGUUUUUAGAACUUGAAAAAUUAAAGUCUUUCUGACACUGUAUUAUAUUUACAUUAUAUUUAAUGUAAAUUCAUACUUUGAAAGGACAUGUGCUGCACCCUUGAAGAAAUGCACUUGUGGAUGUAAAGGAGGACAUAAAUAUUUAAUAAAUGGUUCCCCACCCCCUCCAAAAAGAGUCAAAUGCUCUAUGAAUUUUGAGCAGAACUCUUUAUCAGGGCUAAAAUAUAUGUUAACCAUUCCAAUCAAUUAUAAAAUGCAGUGAUAGGAACAGGCAUGGAUUUUUAAUUUGCACACUCCCUACUCUGCUUAUCCCUUCUCCAUUUAUGAGGGGAGGGGAUUAGAAGCUUCCAUUACUUUUUUUUUUUUUGCAGCAAACCACAGUUUGCUCUUUAAUCCAAACUCAACAAACUAUGGUUAAAGAAAACUAAGAUCCCAGACCAAGCUGUAAACUAUAAUUUGCUGCAAACAGAUAUGGAGAUUUCUAAUCUCAUUUAUUUCCACUUUAAGUAAGAGAAGGAAAGAGGACAUGUAUGCAAGGCUUGCCCUGGGUCAUACUCAAAAUGCAAAAUAGUUUUGCUGGUUUUUCCAAAGCCUUUCAAAGCUUGCAAGCAGCAUGAUUACUGAGGGAAAAAUACUUUUGUACUUUUUGUACUCAUUAGCUAAGGGGAAACUUCUGUAUAGUGUGUGGGGGGGUAGUUUGUAUGUUUUUGUAGGGGGGUGGUAAAUUUCCCUUAGCACUGGGUGGAUUUCAUGACCUGGUGUCUUUGAGUCCUUGACAUCAUUCCUAGACAAAUACUGAGAUUAGUUUGGAUAUCUGGAGAUUUAAAGCGUAAUUUACUGUUUGCUGUUUUGUCUUAACAUUUCAAGCUUUGAUCCCCCCCCCCCGUAUUAUUCUCUACUGUUGCAAAAUACAUAAGGCGUUUAAGCUCUCAUUAACAACAGCAAGCUUUCAUAUAUUGUUGUUGUUAAUGAGAACAUAACCCCUUUAUGUAAGUGCUUAAUUCUAAGAUUUGUGGAAUUAAAAUCAAAAGCAAAGUAAGCCUUGUGGUGCUAUUUGUAAGAUUUGGAAAACACUAUUGAUGGCAGUUUUACAUCAUAGGUACCUGUGGCCACAGUUCACUGUAGGUUUGAGGAAAGGAAUUGUGAAGUUUGCCAUGAUUAAAAAUCCACUGACUGCUACUUUAGUCAGAAAAAGUUUUUCAGUAUUCUCAUGUAACAGAGAUGUAGAAUAAACUAGACAUUUAGGGAGUGGACUUGUGAAAUCAUGCAACACAUGUUCCUUCUCUCUCCUGCACAAACAUUCCUUCUCCCUUGAUGUACUCUACCAAGAGUCGCUGUAUAAAUGCAACUGUAACCAACCUGAUUUUAAGUAAAUCAAGAUAAGGGCAAAAAAACCCUCACUCUGAUAAGCCUAAUUAAGGUCUGAGCCUUUAUUUAAGCAAGUGGCUAUGAUCCAGAACACGAAAGGUAAAGUACUCUUGAGCCAAUGUGUUCAGUGACCAGCAGCAGGAGAGCUUUGCAGUGUGCUUGUGAUCAUGAGCACACCCAGAAUUGCGAUUCAUGUUAGUGUUCCGAAUUUCUCACAUUCUGAAUGACAAUUGUGUCGCACAAUUAUGGUUUCAUUUGCAUGUUAUGAUGAACCACAGUUGAUAAGUUAUUGUAAUGACACCUAAGAUGGGGCUUUUGGUUCUAACUGCUUGUUCAUCGAGGGUUGUUUUGCUCCUAACCCUCUAUGGUCAGCAACCCAAAAACAAACCUUGGCUACAGAUUGAGGUUUGCUAGGAGCAAAGCAAACCAUUCAGAUAUAAUGCUAAGCCAAGGAUCAUAGUUCUUUUUCUCCAAAUGCUAGCAGGAAGGAGGGAAACACACCACAAAGUUGCGUGAACUUUGGUUUACUGUGUUGUGUGAACCAGGCCAGCAUCACAACUUUAGCCCUUAUAAGCAUUAUUUGUUUAGCACAAUUUUCAGAUAAUGUAGAAACAAUUACACACAUGAAUGUUUUAAUACUUUGUUUAUCUAAUUUUAUACAAUUUUAGGUUAUCCAGUUUUCCUUGCGUGACUAUGUCCAGUAUUGGUAUUACACACUAAGUGACGAUGAAUCUUUUCUUCUUGAAAUCAGGCAAGCUCUCCAAAAUGCACUAAUUCAGUUUUCUUCUAGGUAAGAAUUCCUUUUGUUUUUCAAACAAAUCACAAAAGCUUUCCCUAAAAUUAUCCCAGUAGCUUACAAAAGUAGAUUAAAAAUGGUUCAUAAUUCUUCCUUGCAAUAUAUUAGUAAGUUGCAUGCAAUAAAAACAGAUGGUAUCACAAAAGAUUCCACACAUAUAUCAUGUUUUGUGAGUUUGUGUUACAGCUGCUUGCUUACAAGGACAACUUGGCUUUUUUAAAGAGGGGAAUAUUUCAUAGGUUCCGACCUAGAAUCAUAGAAUUGAGGAAUAGGAGGGGAGCACAAAGGUUGUCUAGUCUCACCCUCUGCAGUGCAGGAAUAUUUUACCCAACAUGGGGCUUGAACUCAAAACCCUGAGAGUUUCAUGCUCUACCAACUGAGCUAUCCCUGGAUGCAUACAAGUAAUUGACAUUUCAUAUGAUGAUCAACAACCUUUGGAAACUUGCCUAUAUCAAAUGGUAGGAGAAACUUACUUUGUUGUUUCAGUUUACUGAUCAAAGAAACCACUUUUUCAUCUCAUAAUGAGAAAGUAUUUAAGUGGCAAUAAGGUGCUGUGUAACUUGUGAAAUUCAGCCAAAUAUUAUCAUCUUUUUACUGUGAAAUAUGACCCUUCAUAUCCUGGAAGUUGUUAACAUUACUCACUUCUGCUCACUGAAAUAUAAUAAGUGGUUUCACUGCUUGUUCUCACAAGCAGGAAGAAGCUGGACAUCUUUUUCCAGCUCAUAUUUUCAGCAUUUAUUAAAAAUGUAAAGAUAGGUUGGAGCCACAGUAGGUUAGUUGUACUUAGUUCUCAUUGAAAUAAAUGUGAAUCAUUUGUCAUGAUUUAAAUCCUUUUGGUUUCAGUAGGAGUGUAACUAGAUUAAUCUGCUCCUAACCCAAUAUCAAACUUCCUUGAUCUCCCUUUAGGCAUUAAAUCCAAGUUUCUUUAGGUGGGAGUUUUUAUUUAGAUCCAGUACAUCUUCAGAUACUUUAUUUCACAUAACUGUAUACAUUUUAUUGUGUUACACAAAACAGUUUUAACAUAAUAACCUUCUGUUGUUGAAUGGUUAGAUUGUUCACCAGGUGUUACUAAUACUUACAGAUCAUUAUGUCAUACAUUUGGGAUUGGUUUUUGUUUUGUUUUGUCUCUCUGGAAUAGGGAUGGUUCCAGGAAAAAAAAAUUGGGCCAGUUUGUCAUGGGAUAGGACAAAGUUCCAUUCCAUGCUGUUUCUGCAUGGGUUUUCAAAGACAAAACUAUAUGUUUCCUUUAAAAUACAGAAGUUUAUGAAAUAAAAAUUUAGAAAAGAACACGAAGUGGUCCAAGGGCUGCAUCUCUGUCAUAUUUCAAUGUAUUUAAAAAGUAAUUCCAGAUGCUUAUGAGUUGCUUGAUUAUAUGUGAGAUUUCUGCCAUCACAUGCAUUCAAAUUAUUGCAGCAAGUCUUUCUGAGAGUGAUAGGUCUGGAUGACAUGCUGUUGCCCUUAAAGGAAUUUUAAUGUACAUUUUACAUAUUUAUGAGUAAUUGGACAUCACCUUAGUUUUAGGGGCAAUUGAGUAUAAAAUGCAUGAAAUGUAUGCAAGGUUUCCUUGAGAGUAACAUCACACCAUCAAGACCUGGUGACGUUUGCUAUUUUGAUUUCUACAUGUGAUGGCUAGAGACCAGCACACUUUGUAGUGGCUGAAAUAACUUAUGAAAGAAACAGAUAGGCAAAGUUCAAACCACUUUACAUACAAAUCUGUAAGAGAAUGGGAAUUCAGCAAAGCACAGUUUUGGAGCAAGCCCGUGCUCUGAUCUCUGCAUUGAUCCUCCUGGCCAAUUCGAUCAAAGGUGUCUACUUUAGGAUCACAGCUUUCUAGAUUCCUUCCUCCCUCAUCCAUGUGCUUGAGAGGUCUUGAACAGCAUUUUUAUGUAAGGUUGCCACCUACUGUUGUAUUCUACUAUGUGCAACUUAAGUACUGGAAAGAAUUGUUAUUACUUGAAUUCAUUUUUUGUAACCAACAACAUGCUAAUAUUACAUGCUAAUCAUAAUUCCUCUCUCCUAAAACAGUUCACUGUAAAACAAAACAAAACAGACAAAACCCCCUCUCCAAACAAACUUUAAGCUACUAGGGAAGUAAAGACACUUUUGAGAACAAUGUAGUUUACUGUUGAGAAAACAUGUUUAGCAUUGCAUUGUCUGUCUGCUUUAUAACGUUAUGUCUAUGUAGUAUUUCUUUAUUUUGAAAGGUCAAAAGAAGUAGAUUGGCAGCCUUAUUUUACCACCCGGCUCGUAGAUGACUUUACCACUCAUCUAAGAGUAUUCAGAAAAGCUCAGCAAAGGAUAACAGAGAAAGAGGAUCAGAUUAAGGGUAAUGCCUACAACUUUCAUAUGUUGUUUUAAAAUUUGUAAUUAAUUGAGUUGUGUAAAAGGUAGCCUACAGCUAUUUCUCAAUGCAUUCACCUGUUGCUAUCUUACGGAUAAGAGUUUAGUGUGUGUAUUAUCUUCUUUUACUGUGGUUUUAAUUGCCAUAAGUGCCUUAGUUUGACAUUAAAUACGUAUCUACUAGUGAUAAAUAAAUAUCAGGUUUAAACAUUAUGGGUUCCGUUGUUUGACACAAGAGUGCAAGUUGUCUCCACUCAUAUUCCUCCUGAUUUCCUAUUCUCCUGCUCCCCAGGAAGGGUUUUUCAGGGAGGCAAAGGGAACAGGAAAUUAUCUUUGUGGGGGCACAGUAUUGUAUGCCAGCCCUCUUCUGUCUUGACAGAAGUCAUUGGGCAAGAUAGAUGCUCCUCCGCAGUAGAAGCUUUCUUUUCUCUGUCUAGAUAAAUGUAUUCUGACUGGUAGCUAACAUAAGUCUGCUUGAAAAGGCAGAUUAGGUGAUUCACUGGUUUUGGAUGCGAUUGAUUUGGUCUUCUGGUGAUUUUCCCAAUUGAAAGAACUAAGUACUUAAACUGGAAACUUAUGGUAUCAGAAAUACAAAUUACAGUACAGCCUGUACUCUAAUGGUUGACAGAGCAGUUGCUUCCUGUCACACAGACUUCCAUUUUCAAGGAAAGCAGUUGUGAUUAUUCUUUUUGUAUGCUACCAAACACAAGGACCAGAGUCCCUGCUGUGGCCAUUUCCUGGCUUGGAACUCUUGACUUCUGUUUUGACUGUAGUGGAAGUGCACACAAUGUAGUCACUGAACUGAGCUUUAAGAUUUUCCUCAUUGUGAAAUACAUAUCCUGUCACACAUGAGAAAAGAAAAUUAAAUUGCCAAGCAGAAUUAUAUUUAAAUAGUUAAGAAGUUUCUCAUAGAGGUUCAUUUGGAAAAAGAAUCUCAGUGCAGCUGAUGUGCUCAAAUUUUCCAAUUCUAUUUAGAUGGGGCAGAAGACCUUGUAAAUACAUUUUUUGAAGUUGAAGUUGAAACGGAAAAGAGAGUCUGUCGUGAUCUCGUCUGCACAUCUCCCAAAGAUGAAGAAGGUUUUUUCCCUUGCUUUCUUCAGUUACGUUGUGACUAAAUUAGAGCAGCAACCAGUCUCCUAGAAAUAAACUGAGAUUUCUAAGUGGAUCAUUGUUAAUCCCUCAUAUUCAAUUAAGUGUACUUCUGCUGCAUAGUUUUGACAUUGAAUUUUGUUAUUAAUUAGUAGUAGGAAUAAUAUAUUUGUAACAGAAAAAUAAGAUGCUUUUCUAUUAGUUUAGAAGUGAGACUUGUGGCUGUACAUUAUAUAGUGCAACCUAAUAUUGUAUUCCUAGAAAAUUAUUACCAAGAAGUGAUUUUCUGGAUUAUUGCCAUAGAAAAUGUGGUGGUGGCAUUUAUUGUAGUAUAUAAUGAUUUCUAUUAUUGCUUAAAAUAUUUGAAAGGAAUAUGUUUAACACAAUAUUAGAUUUUGUUAUCCACUGUUUUCUUUUAUAUCUUGUACCUUUAGGAUUCCUAAGGGAUCUGUGUGAAGUUUUACUGUAUUUAUUGCUACCUCCUGGAGACUUCCAGAACAAGAUCAUGAGAUAUUUUGUCAGGGUAAAUUUAGUUUCCUACCCUACUCCAGGAGUGUCCAAUACUCCUUAGCCUAGGAACUGCAUGAUGUUUAUAUAAUCAGGCACCAUAAGAUUUUUAUAUCUAGAUCUGUCUGGUAAUUAAAGCUUUUGCAAUUCUCUGUUUAAUUUCAGUCAAUCUGUUUUUAAGGUAUAAAUUACUUAGGUUGCUAUCCUGUAUCUACUUAAAUCAUUUCUGAGACUCACUUCUGAGUAGGCCAUAUAGUGUUGCUCUGUGAAAUAUGAAUGUGGAGCGUGAAACAACUAAAAAUGAAAUGGCGUGAUUAAAAAGACCAUUAAAAAUGAAAUGGCAUGAUUCAGUCCACCACUGGGUACCCAAGCAAGAAAGGUUCCCUCAACUAAAGCCCAGUUUCCUCCUUGCCACCACUACCACCAGACAUGUAUACUCACCACUUGUAUAUGCUCAUGUUCACUGACAGUGUGUUUGCUGUUAAGGGAUGGCCAGCCUGUCAUGUCCAAGAGGAAGCUAGAUGAAGUUAUUACUACUUAUGUUGCCUUCCCAUAUGUAUUCUAAUACAUAUGGGAAGGGCAUUUGGACAUAUGGGUGGAGCUGCUUCACUCAUGGUGAGCUAGAUCAUGCCUGUUAUACAAAGGGUGCAUACAGUAUUGUACCUUUCAGAGGAGCAGAAGAAAGAGGAUAUUUUAAGAGAGAAAUAACUUCUAAUUCCAAACAGUCAGUUAACUCUAAAUAUAGAAGAGUAAAAGAAGAAGAAAAGGCAAGCCUGAAAAUAGUACUGAAAAGCUUUAACAGAAUAUUAAUUGGCCCAGUAGACUGUGAAAACCUUCCUUGGGCACUGAAUGAACCAUCAUAAUUUAAACAAUGUUUUUUAACAAUGCAACAUGUAUAUGGUAUUCAUAGUCAUUAGUCAUUAAACCUAUGUUAAAAAGUAAGCAAAUUAAUAAAAUUAAUCUGCAAAUUAAUUACAUGUGCAUUCAGCAAACCACAUAAGAACUGCUGUAUGGUAAUAUUUUUAAAUUACUAUAAUCCUUGAUCAAAAUAAGUUCCAUUGAAUUAAUGUUUCUUAACUUCUGAAUAGACAUGUAUAGAAUUGCACCAUUUUAAUUUAUUUACGUAUAUAGAGCAAUUUACAAUUAUAACAUUGGCUUUGCACUGGGUAACUAUAGUCUUAAUGAAAAACAAGUGCAUAAGAAAUGGCUGAGCUUAAUUUGUUUUGUGAUUAGUACAGGUGAAGGGCUACCUUUACUAAGACACACUCUAUGUUUUAUAGGUUUUAGAAAUUUUAAAAAUGGUCUGUCUGACUAUAAUACGUAAUUUUAUAUAACAUACAAUAUGACUAUGAACAACUUUGCAUUCUUUGAAUUAUGGUUUGUCAUUUCGUUUCCCCUGAGGAAGGUUGCUGCUGAAAUGCAUUCAGCAAUUUAUUAUUUUAUUAGAGUUUCUUACACUUUUCAGUACUAUUUUCAACCUUGCCUCUUUAUUCUUUUCCCGCUCCCUCGUGUUUGAAUACAGAUCAGAAAGGAAUUCCAUCUUUAACUUACAUAUUUAAUUAUGUUUUGACUUGAAGAUGGAGCUGGAAUUGUGGUGGCAAGCCUUUCAAGAUGCCUAAGCCCUAGAGUUCUUGCUUGUCAGUCACAUCAUAAAUUGGGGGAGGAAGGAAUUUAUAUUGGUUGGUAGGUUGCACUGGAGAAUCAGUCAGAAGGCUCUGCAAAUAUUGGUUUAUUUGAGAACCUUUCUCCCCGUGCUAUAGAGGGAGGUUGCAUCUUCUAUUGCAUCCCAUUAAGUGCAAAGCAGAACUUGCUAAUAAGACUAGGAUUCUCCAGCCCUGCAGAGUCGCCAGCUAUGACAAUUAAACCCUUAUCUCCUGUUUGAGCAGCUCAGCUGCUUCUUACCCCUGACAAGACAUUUGUAAGAUUACAUUGCUAAACAUGAGCCCUUUUGCGAUUGCAAUAAGGCAGAGAACAAGGCUGUGCCUGUUGCCCCGUUACCAUCAGCAAUGCUUCCCCUUCUCCCUUCCCUAUCUAUGUGUUGAGAUGUCUGCAGUAGAAAAGCCUGCUGAACACAUGUAGGCACUCCAUGUGAUCAUUGAGCAUUCCAGAUCAUGAUGAGCUUCUGCAUGCCUUCAGCAGGAUUCACCUUUCUUUACUAAUAUUUGGAUAGUGGAGCAGGGGUGGGUGGGUUGCUGCUGGGUUGAUGGAGUCGGGAUGGAACUGACACAGCCCUGUUCUCUCUCUCUCUCUGUGUGUGUGUCUUUCUGUCUCUCCUUGCCCUCCACCCCCAUUAUUAUGAUUGCAUGGAGUAAAAGGAGCUUGGCCUUACUGGCAUUCUCUGAAUCAAGGAAGAUGAGCCUGCUCUAGUUGGGUGCUUUUAUGUCAGUUUGAGUUUGAAUAUAAAUACAGUAGAACCUUGGAAGCCAAACACCUUUGAACUCGAACGUUUCGGCUCCCAAACGAUUGAAAACCAGAAGUGAUUCUUCCAGUUUUCAAACGAUUUCCGGAAGCCAAACGUCCGGCGUAGCUUCCGAUUGGCCACAGGACACUCCUGCAACCAAUUGGAAGCCGCACCUUGGUUUUCGAAUGGAUUAAACUUGAAAACCAAGGUAUGACAGUAUAGGUUUACGAAUCUGCCUCUUUGAAGCUGACAAGGCUUCAAAAAGUGGCUUUCUGGAAAUUUUUUUUAAUAGAAAAAGUUGACAGAGAAUUUUAUUUCUUGUUUAACUUUCUUUUUAUUCGGCUUGUUUUGCGUUAGUUUUUGUUUUAGUUGAGGUCUGGCCAAUUUAUUGUUCCUUAUUUUUCAGGAAAUCCUUGCUCGAGGAAUUCUUCUUCCAUUAAUAAAUCAGCUCAGUGAUCCUGAUUAUAUUAAUCAGUAUUUCAUAUGGAUGGUAAGCUUUUUACACUUGAACAGUAUCUUUAGAAUGUUUGUCUACGCACAUGGGGCUGGUUUACAUGUCACUUCAAAGCACAGUUAAGCUAAACUAGGAAUUAAAGCUGCAUGCAAAGCUUGAUGAUGAUACACCCACUUUGCUUCUCCAUUCCUGGCACACUGCAAGGAGCUGAGCAAUGGUUGGGCUUAAUGCUUGUAGUCUGUCCCACUCAACCCCCACUCCCCAACUUACAAUUAGGGUUUGUUGUUAGUUUACCUCACAUGGUUUGUCUGGGGAAGAUAAACCAUGUGCCUAGGUUUGGACGUAACGCUAAUCUCAACCAUGAUGUAGCUAUUAGCAGGGUUGUAGCAGCUGCAGUCUUUGCUCAAUACAGCAUCAUACUGUGUGUUCACCUGUAAAACAUAGUUAAGCAUAACUGGUUAAAAUUGAGAUGAGACCCAAGCCAUUAUGUUCUCACUUUUUAAUAUACUUAAAUAACAACAGAUAUAUUGUAGAAGUUGACAGUGCAAUCAUUUAAAAGAACACCCAGUGCUGUUAAUCUCUUUCAAGGUAAUACUUCCUAAUUUUUUGAAGCAGCAUUAGUAGGAGUGGAACAUAGCUUGAAAUUAGGAGAAUUGUUCGAUUUUAAUAACAGGAGAGUGAAGAUUGGGUUGUGAAAGUUAUUGCUUAGAAGGUCCAAUAUGAAGAUUUAACGAACACCCAGUUGAGGGGAACUUAAAAAGGAAGGUUGGACUGUAAUGCAUUGAAAGGAACUAUGUCUUGAUAUAUCAGUCUAGCCUGCUUGAGAAACAGUAGAUUAACAUGUAUUAUCUUUUUCCAUGUUCAUUAGAUUCGUGAUUCAAUUUGCAACUAUGAGGCCUUUAUGAACAUUAUUAAAGUAAGUGACAAAGUAGGGGAGUUGGAAGCAGUAAGGGAUAAAGCAGCAGAAGAACUACAGUAUCUUCGAUCUUUAGAUACAGCUGGAGAUGGUUAGUAUUUAAAUUACAUUUGCAAAUUAAAGCAUCAAUAACAUACUACUUGGUUUAAAUAUGUAAAGGACUGAGAAUUCUUAGUUUGAGAGCUGAAGCAUGGAGGAAAAACCAUAUUUGCGAGUGUGUUUUCAUAAAAUGUAAUCUCCCCCCCCCCCUUUUGAAUGGCUAGGCAAACACUGAGCUAAAUAGGGUGACUUUUGAUAACAUUUGUUCUUUUAAGAGGUGUACUGGAUUAGAAGGCACAGACAAGGAAUGCAAAAGCAUCUUUUUUUGUUUGGUGUAAUUCUUACCAUGCUAGAAAUGAUGAGGACACUUUGGUAGCAUUUAUUUACCUAAAAUCAUUGCCUUGUUUUCUCUGCAACAACCUAUGCAGUAGGCUACUUGUAUUACCAUAGGGUAACUAAGGUUGCUGGUGAUCUGCAGAAAGCUAUGCAUUAAGUUCAUAGAUGAACAGGUUUUUGAACCUUACUCAGUUCCAAGACUCCACUUUUAAAUGGACCACAGAAGAUAGAUAGUGGAUUUCCUAAUCGGAGGGAUGGGAUGGAAUUUCAGAAUAAUGGUUUUCCAAGUCAGGAACUUUUGUCUAUCUAGAAGCUAUAUCUAUUCAUUCUUGCCAUUUGUGGCUCCCAAUAAUUCUGCACAGUAGAGCUACAUUUCUAGUGCGAGACUGACAGAUUGUCUCAUUUAAAAUUUGUUACUUAAGCAGUUCAGGAAAGAGGCUUGAGAAGGGGCUAUUAUGAAUAUACAAAUGACCUUUGGUUUAAAUUGGAUUGUGCCUGGUUCAAGCACUUAAUAAGUUUAUCAUUCUUGUGUAAAAGGUAUUAUUGCAGAUUGGUUUUUAGUUCUUAGUGACUUAAAAGUUUAUCCAGAAAAUUUGCAAAUCUCAUCUAUAUACUUUUAGUAUUUCAUAAUAGUGGCCAUUACUGGUAAUGGCUCAUAUACUUUGUUUUCCAAAACAGUCACAUAUUUCUGCAAUGUGUAUUCUGUAUAUUUACUUAUUUUGGCCAGCUUAUUCUACUUCUACUUAGCAUUGGACAGGGAAAGGGACUAGGCAAGGGACUAGCCCCCAAACCAUGAAUUAGAAAUCCUGUUCAUCCUAGACCUGGCUUGUGAGAUUUCAUAAGGCAUACACUGUAGGAUGAAAGUGUAAAUUUGCAUCUGUAAGCGCUAUAUGUAAAAAUAAAACCAGGAUGGAGUAAUUCUGUACCUCAGUAGAAAAUAUUGUGCAAUCAUGGUUGUCACAGCAUCAGAUGAUUCAUGCAACCUUGAUUGUGGGGCUGAGUACCUGAGUCGAGAUAUAAGUGCAUACAAAGUUACAGAACUGCAUUUAUAUCCUAAAUCCUGCAUUUGUAUCCUAAUUUUAAAAACCAAACAAAGAGUUUUUAAUGUUCAUUUAAUUUUUGUGCCAUUUGUUUUAAAAUGUUUAUGAUAUCACUUUCUAAAAAUAUUUCUAAAAGCUGGCAAACGGAAUCCAAAGGCAAGAGUGGCUUGAUGUUAUAUCUCUCACUUUGCAUUGUUAGUAUUUAUUUAAGUUAGUGAAACCAAUGACAAUUUCCUUGACUUUAAAAAUAAUAAUCAAUAUAUUCCUCCGUUUGUGAAAUCACUGCUUCAUUGUCUCUUGGUCAUCUUUUUUCUGUACAGACAGCUUUAAGCAAUACUUAUAUUGUAAUACUCCAAAUACUUCCCAUCUUUUUGAGUCUUACUUCUUAGUGUGUUUGUUUUCAGAUAUCAACACUAUAAAAAAUCAGAUAAAUAGCUUAUUGUUUGUGAAGAAAGUAUGUGAUUCAAGAAUACUGAGGCUGCAGUCAGGAAAAGUAAGUGUGUUUUCUCUGCUAGAAUGUGUUAAAAUCAACCCAAGUAUAUAUGUAUAAUCUAUAACAGGGAUGUCCAACAGGUUGAUCGGGAUCGACUGGUUGAUCCCUGGUAGGUUUUCAUAGGUCGCGGUCGAUCUUUGGCUCCUUCCUCUGGCCCCGCCCCCUUGCCCCAUCCUCUAGGUUGCUAGAACAGAAGACAGAGUUUUCUUAUCAAGGCUGUCUCAUUAGUGAUCUCUCGAUGAGCACUUCUUUUCAUAUUUUUGACCUGAACCCCCCCCCCCAAAAAAGGGGUAGAUCACUACCAGAUUUUAAGUGUGCAAGUAGAUUGCAAUCUCUUGGACGUUGGAUGUCCGUGAUCUAUAACAUCACUGGUCCCCUCUCCUGGUCCCCUGCCUCUGCCCCACACUGACAUGGUGGGAGUUCCAUUCAUGUGAUGCUCUUGCCAGAGGAAGAGAGCAGAGGCGAUGGUUGCUGAUGCCGUCUGUGGUCCUUUCCAGCCCCCCCCCGAAGCCUAGUUAGUAUCAAAGCCCAUUAUAUACCAGCUUGGUAUUGGAAGCACUGCUGAACUGUUACUGACAGUUUCAUAGGCAUCAUCAUGUUUGAAUGACUUCCUCAGCCCAGUGAAUCUAUUCCUAAUGCCUUUGACAAAGCAUAGAAUGUUGAAGUGUAUAGUAGAACGUUGCACAGUCCCUGCAUUGUUUCCCAGUUGUACUUAGCUUGGGUGAAGGGAAACCUAUGGCCCUCAAAAUGUUGUUUGACUCCAGCUCCCAUCAGCCCCAGGCAGUAUGGCCAGUGACCAGGGAUAAUGGAAGUUGGAUUGCAACAAAAUGUGGAGUGCUGCAAGUUCCCCACCCCGAUUAGCUGAAGGACCUCAUGGGCAGCAGACUUUCCAUAUUACUGGAAAUGUUGCUAUGGCAAAAGAGAGAGUUUUUUCUUGGGAAGAAAACAUGCAUGAUGCUACUAAAAUGGUUUUACGUUGUGAUUGUAUAUUGAUUUUAAUCUAGGAACCUAUUAACAUGAUGUGGUCUUUAUCCAGGAAAUAGAUACUGUGAAACUGGCUGCAAACUUCGGAAAACUUUGCACAGUCCCUCUGGACACCAUUCUUAUUAACAAUGUUGCACUACAAUUUUUUAUGGGUAAGAGAACAGUAGUUGUGUGUUUUUAAAACUAUGAAAUACCAUCAUAGCCUGCAGUAGGCACAAAUGAAUUAUAAAGAGAGGAGAAAUUAAUUUUUGGCCACAUCCACUUCAGUACCAAACCUUGCUGUCCAUACUAUCUAACACAAAUGAGCAGAACCUUUUUUUUUUUUUUUUAAUGUGAAUGGCUCACUUAAUUCCAAGGCUAAGGAGCUGCCAUGUAUUGUCAACUCUGCCAUUUUUAAAGUAGCGUGAUUCCUUCCAGAGCAGCAAGAAAGCAGUGGAUAGGACUUAGGGAGCAGCAUGUAAACACCAAAGUUCAGAGCAAUUUGUUAGUAAAUAUGCUGAGCAUAUAAUUUUGAUUAUAAUUAUUCUCAUCCAAAAUCAGCAUCACUUUGCUAAUUUAAUUUUUUUAUCUACCGUAGUUCUUCAGGGCAAAUUAUUUGGGUAGGAUAUUUGUAUCCUAAUAGAUGUGACUGAAUUAUUAUUUGUAGAUUACAUGCAGCAGAUGGGCGGCCAAGCACAUCUCUUUUUCUGGAUGACCGUAGAAGGAUACAGGGUUACAGCACAGCAGCAGCUGGAAGUGCUAUUGAGUCUUCAGAAAGAUGGAAGGCAUCAGACUACAGAAACCAAAGGCCUAUUAAAGUCAGCUGCAGUUGGAAUUUAUGAUCAAUAUUUGUCAGAGAAGGUAAAAAUGGGUUUUAAAGGGAAAUUAAUCUAUAUGAUAGCUGUAUUCUAAAAGUUGCAUAGGCACCUUAAGAUCAAGCUGCUGAACCUCAGUCCAAUAUUUGAAGAUGCAGAGGCUCUGAUGAACUUAAUAAAAUUGAACUACAGAGGAUCCGCCUUUACUUUUUACACAGAAUAAUGUCCUUCAUUUUUAUUCUUUAUGUUUGGCUUUGAGCAAGUCAAUUUGAAUUUGGGGAUGCAGACAGAAUGUGACAAAGUCUUUAGUUGUUUGGUUCCUUUUUUAUUUCUCUUGUCUCUACAAGACUAACACACAUGCAUUUUAGAUACAUUUUAAGAAAUAUAUUUUCUUCAGAUACAUUUUAAGAAGCACAUUACAUUAAAUGCCAUCUAUAGGCACCAUCCCCUACUCUUCCUUGCUUCACUCUUGCCAUGAGCAGAGGUGGAAACGGUAAGUCCUGACUAGCAUUUCUAGAAUCUAUUUAUAAAUAUCUUUCUCCCUUGACUAGUGAUCUUGGUUUGAUGAAAAUAAUUGUUGCAGUCUUUACUUGUUAGGUGUCUAUCUUUACCUUUAUUUUUUCUCUCUGCAAUAAUAAUUUGAGUUUUAUUUUUUUACAAAUUAAAAUAAGGUCAAGUGGUGCACAAAUUUAUUGAGUUCUCUAUGGCAGGCAUCACCAAGAGUCAAUAUUGAUGAUACCUUGGUUGCAAAACUGGCAGAGAAACUGAAUAAUGAGGAUCCAACUCCUGAAAUAUUUGAUGAGAUUCAGAGAAAGGUAUAGUAUGCUAAUUCUCCUUUUCAUAUGUAUUGGUGGAAGUUGGUUGCUAAUAACUGAUUUUGUUGAUUUUCAAUGAAAAUUCAAAGUUAUCCCAGAAAUAUUGCAGCAUUUCCAUUACAUGCAACUCAUAGCUUGCUUUCUGUGGCUUGUGGCAGAUGUAAAAGUACCAAACUUCUUAAAAAUGGAGUGCUCCCACAUAUGAAUUCUCUCUCGCUUCCUUUUUUUCAGAGUUAACUAGGGUGCCAUGUUGAGUUUGCUCUGAAGUUUGAGUUUGAUCAUAACUGGACUAAGCUUUAAUUGGGGCGUGCCCAGCUUCUCAGUUCCAAAAUGCACAGCAACAAAUUCAUCAACAGCUCAGCAAAAUUGUUCUGGGGGCAAUUUUGCGUGACUAACACUGCUUUAUUAACAGCAUGGCAGAGAAAUUGGUUGGUUGAUUUAAAUAUUGACCCAGUUUUUAGACCAGAGCUUUCCAAACUGUGUCAUGACACAUUGGUGUGUUGCACAAGCACUCCCCACGCUCCUCCCGGGGCUGGAAAGGGGUUGGUUUAACCUCUGGUUUGCUAGUAAACCUUAAUUACUGUGUCGCAAAAUGAUGCAUGUCUAAAAAGUAUGUCACCAACAUGAAAAGUUUGGAAAGCUCUUCUUUAGACCUUCAUUAGUUAACUGCUUUAGACCUUCAUUAGUUAAUUAACUAUGGUUUGGACCGGGGUAAGCAGCCUAAGGCCCAUGGGCCACAAGUGGCCCACCGUGGUCAUUUAACCAGCCCCCGAGCCACUCCCGAACUGAACUGCCCGCUCAGUGUGUCCCUGCGUGCUGUGCUAAACCGGUGCAGCGCAGCGCAGGAACUCGCUUCUGCGGUGCCAGAAAUUGUGUCUACACAUGUGCAGACGCCGAAAAUCGCAUCUGCACAGACACAGAUGCUGGAAAUCUCGGGCACGCGUGCAAUCCGGCCCUCUGCUGGAGUGAACCAGCCCUGGCAAGGUAAACCUUGCCUGCCCCUGGUGGACGAAAGGGGAAAUGGAUUCACUACAAAUUGGAAGCAAAAGCUUUACAGUGCUUAUGAAGGAGAAAGGGAAGGGGAGGUGGGAAGUUUGUGAGCAGAAGGCACCUACAAACGAGCUGUGUUCUGAAUUGGGAUACUCAGGUUUAUAAUUGGGAAAGCAGUGUUGUUCAACCUGGUAAGGCCUGCCAUUCUUCCUUGGGUGCUGUGCCACAAUUUAGGAGACCUUUGAAAGUCUAAUCUGCUUGAUUCCAUAAUUGCGAGUAAUACUGAACUUUCCAUUCCAUAAGGUAUAUGAUAUGAUGCUCCGGGAUGAACGCUUCUAUCCUUCAUUCAGACUGCAUGUCCUCUACGUCCGAAUGCUUGCGGAGCUAGAUAUGCUAAAGGACCCUAGCUUCAGAGGAUCGGAUGAUGGUGAAGGGGGUAAGCUUAUGUUGUGAUCCACCCUGUGAUCUUUGGAUGAAGGGCUAUAUACAGAUUUAAUAAAUAAAAUAAAAAUAAAGUUUAUUCCAGAUUUUAAUUGUUAUGUUUUAUGCUUAUUUGUGAUAUCACUGCAGCAUCAGAUUUACUGUGUGAUGUUUUUAAAAUCUGUUUAAAUGUUUGCCCCGUCUCAUCCUGUAUGCCCAGUAAGAAUUUAAGAACCAAGAUAUAUGCAAGUCCAAUAAAAUGAGACCAAAGUACAUUAAAUCCCAACCUGAUUACUCAGUUCCAGUUUCCAAAAGGGAGCCCACAUUGUGUGUGUGUGCAUGUGUGUGUGUGUUUAAGAUGACAGGCACUGAUAUGCCUUAGCAGAAGGAAAUUUCACUGUUGGGUUAAUUGUGCGCCAUACCCAUAGGACUUUAAAAACGUGCAGUCAUUCUGCAUUGAGCUUGCAUGGUGCAUGAAUAGAGAACAGUUUCCUUUGGAUAAACUAUACACUUUAUGGUAUGGAAGAGAAAUAUAUAAACAUCACAAAAUAUAAUUAUGAUCUCUAUCCAAUCUCUUUCAUCCUGGUAAUUAUGACAUGUUACAAGCAGCCCCUUAGUAAACUGAAUAUGAAACUUUCUUGCAAACUUUUCAAGUCUAUAGCUUGCUCAAUAAAAGAGCACUCAAGUGUCAUUCUACAAUUUCUUCCCCCCAUGCUUUGUCAUAUUAAGUUCUGUUGUAUGAACAUGUAUUGUAUUGUUGUGGCCCAUCCCAGAUAAGUAAGACACACAUCUGAUAGUUAACUCUGUUGGCAAGAGAAGCAUUUCCAGCAGGUUCCACAGUGCUCUGAUGAUCACAUGCUUAUAUCCUCUAGGCAGCUGUCUAUAGGUCUAGAACCUGCAGAACAGUUGCAAUAGCUAUGGGGCUCCUUCCCUCCUCCAGUUUAUAUGCCUUCCUCUGAUGUGUUGUGUACCUGCAACCUGAGACUUCUCCUGCGUGGAAGUCAUUAAAUUUUUACCAUAACCACUCCUGAUUUUAUUAAUGUGUCAAAUAGGGUAAUAUUAUAUGAUAGUAGUAUACAAAUAAUAAGUGUGCUUCGCUGCCACCUAGUGGUAUAGAUUAGUAAUACCUUUAAGUUUUAACAUUAGGGCCACACUUGCGUGCCUGCUAAUAGUUUACCAUGUUUGUUCUAAUCUAAUUAGGAAUAUUGUGAUGCAUGCAACUUUCAAAUUAGCCUAAAAUUCAUCAUUAAGUUAAACUAUGUGGAUAUCAGUAAUGUUUUGUAAUUAGAUCUUCGUUUACACUUUCUAUUCGGAAAGAAAUCCUGAUAUGUAAUACUUCACAUGUUAACUUGCUUAAACAUUUAUGUUUUGACGUACAGUUCUGUGUCUUAUUUUGACAGAAUCAUUCAAUGGUUCUCCUACUGGCAGCAUUAAUUUGGUAAGUGUGUUUUUUCAAGUGUGUAAUGUUGGCGGCAGUGGCAGGGUGGGGUAGGGUAGGGGGAACAGGACUCUUUCCUUGUGCUAUCUUCCAAAUAACUAUCACCAGCAGCUCUUUAUCUGACAGGGGAAAACACACAGGUGCUUUCAGUCAUUCAGUAACAAAAAGUAGUGAGGAUAUCAAUAAGAGAAAGAUCAUUGCUAUGACAACUGUAUCCUAUGGCAUCUCCUUUUCUGACCCUGUUCCUGACUCUUAACAGAAAUUAGUUGAAGCUUUCCUACAACUUUUAUCCUGGCCAGGAAAAUUUCACCCACCUAAAUUUACAUUUGGCUUCUGCCAAAGAUAAGGAUAGUUGCAGGAAAAAAUAGCAACAUUUUUGGUAGCAUUUUCUAUUGUCAUUUCAAACUACAGACACGCUCCCACAUCCCACACAUACGUGACCAUGUUUACGCAGGCCAAUGCAAAAUAAAUAAGUAAAUAAACAGGCCUUCUCUUGCUCAGGACUGCUGCCAUUGAUCGACCAGAAGCAGAGCAGGAGGCACCUUCUCCCUACCUCUGCUGCACAUCUGUGCCCCCAUCCUGGCUCCAGUUCUGCUUGGCGCCCUUCUCAGUCCUCAGCCUCCAUGGCCGUCCAUUGCUACCACACAUACUGGCUCACACAGAGGCAGGCAGGCAAGCUUGCAGGCUCAGGACAUGCUGGGCAGUGGCCCCGGGUGAAUCUGCCUCUCUCCCGCCUCCCUCUCCCUCAUCCUCUCGCUCUCAUCCCCAUUCACCCUCCCUAUUAAAGUGGGGUGCUCCCCACUUUAUGUGAUUGCACCUAUGCCCACGGGGACCUGGAAUGUAAUCCCCGUAUAAGUGGGGCACACCUGUAAUUGUUUAAUUGGGAGAUUACGUAACUAAAGCUUUACUUAUUUAAUUAAUGAGAAGCAAAUUUAAUUGAUGCUGGUGGGACUUAAUUGGUGGGGUUUUUUAAUUUUUAUUUCUAGUGAUCUAUUUUGAAGCUAGUUUAUUAACAUAUCAAGGAGAGGGAUAUGGUAACCUUUCUUUCAGGCAAGCUAGUUUACUGCCUAGAGGACAUUCUGUUUUUACUUAGAAAGCAUCCAGAAAUAAGGUUUCCCCUCUACAAUCUCAAGUGAUAGCAUUCCAAAUGAAGACCUCAUUCUCAGUAUUGUGUAGAUACAAUUUAGAUACCAACCUUAAAAAGGAAUUGUUCAAGGAUAGGUAUAUUGGCUACUUGUAGCUGUGAUACCUAAGUGGAACCUCCAUAUCCAGGGAAAAUAUACAUCUGAAUACUGGGUGCCAAGGAGUUUGACUUCCAUUUUUGAUCUUUGUUUGCAAAGUUGUAGAGGCAUCCACUGUAGGCUUUCAGAAAUAAAAUGCUGCACAAUAUUGGCUCCUGGUCUGUCAAAGCAGUUUGUCAUUCUUGCUAAAAUUGUGACUCUGGCUAUUCUUCUUCUAGUCAUUGGAUGAUCUUUCAAAUGUGCCUGCCGAUGAGUCAAUACAAUUACAUGCAUAUAUUUCAGAUACCGGUGAGUUCAGUAGUGAUGCUUUCUCUUUCAAUAUUUGGUCAUACUAUCAUGGCUGUUGUGUUCCUUUUCUUCAUAAAACUUGAUUAACUCUGCCGUCAUGUACCUCUUUUAAACCAGCUACUUUCCAUCAUAACCUUUUUGUCCUCAUGAUCUCUGCUUGCUUGGUGUGGUUAUUGGUAUUCACAAACCCCAAGAACAAAGAACUGCUUAAGGCUCAUGAAGGGGCUUGAUGCAGCCCCAUAGAUUUUAAAAGCUUAUUUUUUCUUGAACAUCUGCCACACCACUCAUUCAAACCUUUUGAAACUUUCCUUAGUUUCAAAGCAGUUUUCCAGGCAAGCCUAUAGGCUUCUUGGGGGGUUAUGGAAUUAUUUGGAGUUCCUUGGCUCCUAAGCCAUUCUAAUUUUGGAUUUUCCCCCUGUAUUAUUAAAAUGUCAUUUAGUUGUGUUGAAAUUCCAUGAAUGCCUUAGACUAUUCAAUAUAAGACUGAGUUUGUUUCAUUUUCAUUUAAUGUACAAUAAUGUCAUCAUUAAAUUGUAUGUAUUUCACCAUAAUUUUAUUUGUUCACAUCUAACAUUCACCUAUUUACAUUAAGCAAACAUUUGUAUUAUUAUAGCAUACUUUUCUUCAACAAUAAAGAGUUCUUCAGAUCAAUCUGAUGGGGGGGAAAGCUUUUUUCAUUCCAGGCAUGAAUACUAGCAGCCAAUUUUUCAGUUGUUAUUUGAAACUCUUUUUAAAGUGUUGAAUCUAUGGGUGGUAUUCCAGUAACAAGGAUGUCCACUUACACAGUAGGACUCCUGCCCCCCCAUCCCCAGAUCUGCUCCAGAAGUUUGGAGGAACCUCUCAAACAGAUUUAGGGGUGCAUGGAAGGACAAAUUUCACAAGCAGAAAUUAUUGAUGGAACGAUUGCCUUAGCAGUAAGUUGGAUUCCAAUAUAAAAAGAGCUGGAAAUGAAAAUAUGCCUAAAAUUGAAACUGAAACAUGCCUGUAAGUUAAAUGGCCUGAUAUUACAGGGGAAUCACCACUUACAUGGGCGUUCCCUUCCUGGCUGCUGAGAGUGGGGGUUCUCCUGUUCUGCCCCCUUUUUGGCACUGAAAACAGUGGGUGUGUCAGCAGGGGUAUUCGUGCUGGUCAUACACAGGUGGGAAAAUGCAUAUAGUUGCUUAAUAAUAAUAAUAAUUUAUUUAUACCCCGCCCAUCUGGCUGAGUUUCCCCAGCCACUCUGGGCAGCUCCCAAUUGAGUGUUAAAAACAAUACAGCAUUAAAUAUUAAAAACUUCCCUAAACAGGGCUGCCUUCAGAUGUCUUUUAAAAAUAAGAUAGCAUCUAUCACUACACUUCAUAUUCUGUUAUUGGUAAUAACCACUGAAUAUGACAGCUUUACAGAGACAACCAACUUCUGUGAUCCUGGGAGUCAGGAAUUCUUCAUUUGGUGUGUGUUCCCCUCGCCCCAAAAAAGUUUAUUUUCUAUAUAUGACAGUUGUUGCUCCCUAGCUUUCAAAUCUCAUAUAUUUACCACAUACAGCUUCAGUUAGUUUGACAUAUCCAGUUCCUAAGUAGCUACAGAUACAACCUAAACCAACAAUGGAAUAGUGGAAUCAACCCCUUGUUGUUGGUACCCCUUUUCAAGUACCUGCCCAGGUACAUCAUAGGAGUCAGAAGACACAAAUGACCUGAGACUUGUAUGCAGCUGCAUCAUAUACUGUCAGUCUGGUAUACAGCAUUUGGUUGUACAAAUAGAGCCCUCCCACCUCCUUCCCAAAGCUGGGAAGGUGCUAAUUAGACUUUGUGAAGGAGAAUGGAGGACUCUAGGACCCUGUCAGAGCCACCAUGCCUCCUUCCCAUAGCUCAGCACCUAGCUCACCCAACUUUGGGAAGGCAGCACAAGGGUUGAAAGGGGUGUCAAAUGUUGUCAAGGGCUGCCCCAAAAGGCCUUGAAGGCUGCAUGCAGUCCCCAGGUUUCCGGUUGGACUGCCCUGAUCUAGACAAGAACAUUUUGCUGAAGUAUCGCUUGAUUAUAGGAUGCUAUGAUUUCAUACACAGAGCAAGGCAGUUUGUUUUCUUCCUCAGUUUGCAUGCCCAUUUUGUCUCCACUUCCUUGUCAUUUCCAACAUCUCUUCAUUUCAUGUCUCUUCUGCCCUUUCGCCUUCCUCUUUUGUGUUCCUUUCUUCUUCCUUCGUUUUUUGUUUUAAAUUGCUAGUUUAUGCUGAUUAUGACCCAUAUACUGUGGCAGGAGUUUGCAAUGACCACGGCAAGACAUACGCGCUAUAUGCUAUCAGUGUUCGUCGUCGAACCCCAAAUGGUGACGAAGUAUGGAAAACAUAUCGUCGCUACAGUGACUUCCACGACUUCCACAUGAGGAUUACUGAGCAGGUAAUAUCUGCAGUUAAAAUGUGUUUGUGGAAAGAGCAGGUGGCUUCCUCAAUUAAUUUAAAUUAGUGAUGAAAGAGGUUCAGUGAGCUUAGCUGGUCUGUGCUUCUGAUAAUCUACUGGAGUUGCGAUAAACUAGCUAAGUCCAAACUUAGGAGAAGUUAUGGUUUGGCUUGUAGUGACCUCAGAAUAAAGUAAGUUAAUAUCCCAAACAAUCCUGUUCCAAACUUCAGCUGCAUUGCUAAUUUAAAUGAGCUUUUAGUUCAAUGGUAAUUUAUGUUUUCGUCUCAGAUUCUGUCCCUAGUAAUUCCAGGUAUGGGUGGGAAAGACCCCCAUCUGAAAUCCUUUAGAGCAGGCAUGGCCAAACUUGGCCCUCCAGCUGUUUUGGGACUACAAUUCCCAUCAUCCCUGACCACUGGUCCUGUUAGUUAGGGAUUAUGGAGUUGUAGUCCCAAAACAGCUGGAGGGCCAAGUUUGGCCAUGCCUGCUUUAGAGCUGUUGCCAGUUAAGAGUCAUGCUGUCCUCCAAAGGUUUUGAACUACAACUCCUAUCAGCCUCAGUCAGCAUGGCCAGUAGUCAAAGAUGAUGUAGUACAGACAUUUGGAGGGCAUCACAUUGGCUACCCUUGAUCCAAAUGGACCAAUGGUUUGACUUGGUAUCAGGCAGCUUCCUAGGUUCUCAUACUACUACAGAAUUGAUAUUUAGGAUCACAUUACUGUGCAAAGAAGUAUCUUGUAUGCUCACACACAUAUGGAAAAAGAAUGUGUCAGGGAGAAACCUAAGCUAAAUCUAUCCUUGACAUUUUCAUUUCCUGUAUGUAAAGGGUAUCUUCUGUACACAGAUAAAUGGAUAAGACUAAUGGUCCUUUAUUCUGCAUGGUUGAGCAUUCAGUUGCAUUAACCCACAUUGUUAGCCCGAAGUGGUACAGUCUAAAACAAGUUGUUCAGUUGUCCAGUUAAUAUUAAACAUUCAUAGCAUUGGUGCAGAUAUAACAUUCCAGAUGUUUCCCAUCACAGUUAGUUCUGGGGGUGAGUGAGGGAGCUUCCUCCUGAUUUCUUAAACAAAGUAAAUAGAUUGGAAGUGUUGCAUGUGAAAUGGACCCGAAAUGUAUUUAUGAAAUGAAUGCAUAGUAAUUCAGUUUGGAUGUAGAGGUUAGAUAUAUAUUUAAAAUAAAAAAUUAUGGGUUCUUUUCUAGUUUGAAAAUCUAGGAAGUAUGUUAAAGCUUCCUGGUAAAAAAACAUUCAACAACAUGGACAGAGACUUCUUAGAAAAAAGGAAGAAUGAUUUAAAUGCAUAUUUGCAGGUAUGUUUUUAUAUUCAAAUUUUUCAUUAUGUGUGCCUUAAUAAUUUUUUUCCUAAUCUGAUCUCUUGAAAAUUUGCAGCAAAGUUCAGGGCUGCCUUCAGAUGUUUUCUAAAAGUCAGGUGGUUGUUUAUUUCCUUUACAUCUGACAGGAGGGUGUUCCACAGGGUGGGCGCCACUACCAAGAAGGCCCUCUGCCUGGUUCUCUGUAACUUCACUUCUCACAGUGAAGGAACCGCCAGAAGGCCCUCGGAGCUGGACCUCAGUGUCCGGGCUGAACGAUAACUUGAUAUGUUACAACUGAAAGUGUUUUCAGGCAUAGUAGUUCUUUUGGAUGGUAUGAAACAUGUCAUGAUCUUCUACUGGCGUCAUGGUGUCACUGGAUUGGGCUCUGAAUCCACUGUGAUCACGAGGCAAGAGCAAAGAUUCUGGGAAAGUAGGCGGCUCCCAUUCAGUUUUUUUGCUGCUGCUUGAUAAAAGCCAUCACAUCGCCUUUAGCUCCUGUUUUUCUUACGUUUCCUCAAGCUAUUUUCCCCUCUUUCUACAGUUCCUUCAUAACUUUGUGAGACCUUUUAUCUUAUUUCCUUUCCAUUCACUAUCCUUCAAAGAAAGAUUUUUUUAAAAGACAAAAAGAUACUAGUAGAAGAUAGUACAAUUGGUACUGACCUGAAGUGUAGGUCUCUGUGACGUCAUGGGGUCUGUGGGGCCACUCCCUAAUAUGAACUGCAAUGUCCCUCUUCCUUUUCUUACAUGUUCUAUGCCCUGUUGUUUAAGGGGAAAGUGGGCAUCUUUUAUUUCCUUACUACCUGAAACUCCGAUGAGUGUUUGAGCUUCGCGAGUCCAUAACACUGUUUGGGAGCCCAUAAAACUGAUUGGGAGCCACCCACUUCCCCAAAGAGUCUUUAGUUCUGCCUCGUGGUCAAAGUGGAGUUGCAGCCCAAUCCAGUGACCCCAUGACACCAUAGAGGUCAGGGCCAAUUUUACUUUUAGGUACAGUUUCAGUUGCUUUUAUGGAAGAUGCCUUUAAAAUGUGAGAGUAAUGGUACUCCUGUAACCUUUAUAUUUUUAGAUGGAAUUGGAAUAAAUGUACAGACAUACUAGCUUGUUUUGAGGGCACAAAGCCCACAAAAUGUCAGGCAAAACUGAUAAGAUUUGACAGGUACUUUCUAUCGUGAGAGGGUUUGGGGUUUUUUGAAUGGGGGAGGGACUGAACUGGCCAAUUCUGCUUAGGAGAAGGACUACUAGUUCUUUUAGGAAGCAGGAGCUAUGCAAAAGCAUUUAAAACUUCUUAUUUCUGCUGUGCUGUAACGUGUUUUAUCAUUCAGAACCAAAAUGCUCACCUUCCAAAAUUACCUGCCUCCUUUACUUCUUAGCUUUUGUUAACUCCUGAAGUGAUGAAAUGUUAUCCAGCUUUAAUACACUGUCUGUAUGACUUCUUGGAAAACAAAGCAUACAGUAAAGGAAAGGGAGAGAUUGCUCGGAAGGUAAGAAUAUUAUCUGUUGUCUAGCAGGGCUCAGUGAUGGCUGUCGUCCUACAACAUUGUGCACAAUCAAUCAACAUAAUCUGUUGUUCAUAUUGUAUGCCCUUCGUUGUUUAGCUUGUAUUACGUGAUUUAUAUAUGAAUGGACACGUGGUAUAAAUGCAGUAUGCAAAUAAGGGGUUGUUGUUUUUUGAAACAGAAGCAUUUAUUUAUCGGCAAAGAAGCCAAACUUGCAUAAGAGAAUUGUUGUAAUGCAAAAAGUUUCUGUAUUGUUUAUAAGUUUGCUAUCAAGCCUGAGAUGCACCUAGUGUUGAAAGAUGUAAAUAUCCCUUCCCUUUUAUUUACCCUAAAAUCCUCUGCCCAUUCCAGGCACCACAUGCUUCAUGACUCCAACCACCUGCUCAAAAGAGAGAAUGCAUGUCUCCCUCUAAGACUGGUUUUUGAGGCUGUUUCACAUCAAAGAGCAAAAGGAGCUAAGCACCAAUUUUUAAAAUGCAGCACUUUGUCAAAGUUGAUCAUUUAGUAAUUGUGCUUGAAGUAGAUCAACUUGCAGAUUUUACAUGCUUACUUAGUCCUUUUGCCCUCACAAUUCCUUUCUAUAAAUUAGGCACAGCUUUCUGUGCUAUUCUAAAAAAAUUAAAUUUAAGUAGAGGUUGAACUAAAAUACAUGUGUCUAAAAUGAUUCAAGCUUCUGUAACUCCCUGGAGACCGAAUCCCUCUUGUUCUUAAACUUUUCAUUUGAAUGGAACAGUUAAAUUAGUGCAUAUUCAUAUUGUGCCAUGGUUUGUACAGUUCCUAUCAGCUCAUUUGCAUGCCACUUAAAAAUAUGUGGUUUUCUUGUUUGGCCAAAAAGAGAGAGCCUUUGCCCAGAAACCUUUGAGGGCUAGACUGAGGACCAUGUUGUCUCUUCAGGAAUCGCUGUGCUUCUGCCUUAAAAAGAUGGUGGGCUUUAAAUCCAAAUGCAUAAUUAUAUCUGAAGGAAGUUUCUGUAUUUUGCAUGAUCCUUCAUUGCAAUUCCAUUAUAGAUAUUAUACAAGGGCCAUAUGGACAUGGUAAGGGAGUGAAAGUAAUGUAUUUUAUACAUUUAUCCCACAAGGAUUCUUAAGAUAGCUAACAUACAACAGGGACACAACAACAUAUUGACAAAACCACAACAAAAUGUUAAUGGAUUAAAAAACACACCAGGCAAAUAUUGUUGGGUAGCAACAGCAAGCAUCAAACUCUAAUAAAAACUAAGGGGGAAAAAUCAUUCCUACCCAUUUUCUGGCAGGCAAGCAAACGUAGGACAUUCCACAGAUUAGGGGCAAUAAAAAGCCCCUCUCUCUAACCACUGGUCAACACCUCAAGAAGCAGAAACACUCAGACCAAGUCCUCAGAAAAAGGUGUUGGGGUAGAUAUCAUGCUUUUCAGUCCCAGACUACUUAGGGCUUUGACGGUCAGAAACAGCACUUAAAAUUGUGCCUAGAAACAAAUAAGUAGCCAAUAUAGAUAGAUUGGUUAUUUAAUUUCUAUACAGCUUAAUAUAUAAAAAUAUCUCUAAGUGGUGUGCAAAAAAAUGAAGCAACAACAAACAACCUAAAGAAAAACACACUGUUACGUAUAAAAAUGUUAGAUAAAGACAAAAUUAUAUAUAAAUCAAUAUCAAUUCAUCAUUUGCCUUUUGACACUGUUCUUUAACUGUUCUCUGUUCUCUCAUGUUAGAACCAAUUGACCAUCUAGCAGUUUUAUUUUCCCCCAGUUGUAGUUUCCAAGCAGUCUUCAGAGGGAGCUGCAACAAUUGAGGCUGUCAGUGGAGUUUCGUUGCAAGAAAAGCCAUACCUGGCCAAUCAGCCAAACGCUCCAGAGAAUACUUGAGCAUCCAUCUGGAAAGGGAGGUCUAAUUUCACGCCAGGCUGUAAUUGGCUGGCUUUAGAGGUGUGAAUAGGCUUGAUGCUACAUUUUUCAAGGUUCUUAGGUGUCCCAUCAAUUAUAUUUGCUCACUUGGAAAAACUCUUGGACACAGGCAUUUGUCCUUGCCUCCUCCCAAACAGUGGAUUUACAAACAGCUCAUGACCACUUUGGAAACAUGCCCACUGCAUUACAAGUCUUGGGUGAGGCACAUUACUAUAUGUAUUUUGAGUUGUAAUGGAUUUUAGAUAUAUGCAAGCAACAGAAAUCAGCAAAUAACAUAGUUCUCAUUUUUUUUAAAAAAAAAUAAAUUCUUUUUUUGUUAUUGGACCAAAACAGGGACUCUAGCUUGGCAGGGAACAUACUCUAGGAGUGUGGAUAAUAAUGCUUAGAACAACUGUAUAGAUUACAUUAUAGAAGUAAACUAGUAAUAUAGAAUCACACAUCAUGAUCUAUCAGAAACAAUGUGCCCAUUUCAAAUUAUUUCCCUGUAUAGUAGAAAAUAAUCUAUGUUUUGAUGUCACAGAAUUAUUGCCCCCCUGCCCCCCCAUAUUAUAGGCUGAUGGGGCUGGCUGAUGUGUAGUAUUAAAACUUAGAUUAGUUCUUUUUAGUUCUUUGAUGCAUUACAGAGGUGGAGGAAGACCACAUACGGCUUCUUCAGCAGCAGUGCUUUGUUAAUUGGAAUGUGUAGCCGUCAUUUAAAUUCUUAAUAUAUUUUUACUAACUCCACACAACUUUACUCUUUCAAAAUAACAAAUAAAUGCACACAGGAUAACAUUUGUCUGCUUCAAGGGCAAGGGUCUAUUAUCCCCAGUAGCUGGUGUGUACACUUCAAUGGAUGAACACUUUAAUUUAGUGUGCGCUCUCUCGCUCUUUCUCUCCUCUCCCUUUUAUUUUCUCAUCUUCUUUUGUUGCAGCUUCCCAAAAAGCUGCUCUUAAGGGUGUUGGGACUUUUUGGAACAGUAUGGACUUUGGGUUGGGGGGGAUACAACUGGAGGGGGAAAUCUGAGACCUCCCCCUGUGUGGGUGGAGAUGUCUUCUGCUUCCAUUCCAUUAAUAUUAUUCAGCACCAGUAAACAUGGUACUUUGCAUAGUAAUGUUACAAAAGCAAAUCCCUUGCCCAAGAAACUUGCUGUCUGUGGUUGACAUUUCUCUCAGUUUUGAUUGUUUUCAAAGUCAGGGCAUGUAUUUUACAAAAUUAGCCUUACUGAUGCCUGAAAUUUACACAGUAAUAUUUUUUUCGUAGUAAUGGCUUUGUAUUACUGCUCUCCAAAACAGUGUGAUGUUUUCAACACACAUUAUUGGAGGAUGAGUCAUAUCCUCAUAGAUUUAUGCAAUCGUGGUAAAUGUUUUCCUCUUCAGAUGGACACAUUUGUAAACCCACUGCGUAACUCUAUGAGAAAUGUUUCAAAUGCUGUCAAGUCCUUCCCUGACAGCUUCGCAGAGGGGAUGACUAAAAUGUCAGACAACAUGGGCAAAAUGUCAGAAAGAUUGGGACAAGACAUAAAGCAAUCAUUUUUCAAGGUAAGAAUGCAUUGAAGUAACGCACAUUAGACUUGGUUCCAUUUUGAGCCGCCUCAUUUAAACAUGAUCAAACUAGGCAAAGUGUGAGGUAACAGUUAUGUUUAAUAGUGUUGCCUUUCUUUUUAUUUGGAAGAAUGAAAAAAAUAACUAGGAAGGAGUGCAUAAGAACAUAAUCCUGCCAAAGUCCUUCUGGACACAUGGACCCUGUGCAAGCCCAAAUCUUGCUUGGAGUCAUUUCACCUUAUACACGUAAUGCUAAACCAUGGCUUAGUGAUACUUGCAAGCCAGCACUGUAAAAUGUGGCAGAGUGAGUGAAACGUCUGUGGGUUCAGAUACGUAGAUUAAUACAGCUGCUACCAUCAGUUGAGAAGCUUGAUUGUUAAGUUGCCAAACGUUCUCUUAAACAGAGUGUUUGGCAACCAUGGGCCAUCUUCUUCACGAAUGGUGCACCCUGUCAUUUCUUUUAAUCAUUUUUGCCUUACCAAUACACUGCAGAAUAUGCAGUUACAUCACUGUAUAGGGUAGUUUUGUUUCAAAGACAUGAAGAGCUCCCUGAUGUUGAUGUUAGUUAAUUUAGGGUGGUCCACUACUGAAAAUGCACACUCCCGUUUUUAAUUUCAGAACACUGUCUGUGCUCCAGCACCUUCGUCAAAUACUGCCAAUUUUGCAACCCUUACUAAGUUACCAGAACACCUAGGCUUAUUUUAACAUAGUGUUCCUCCCCACAUUCCCACUUAUUGGCUGCAGCCCAGAGCUUUUCAGUGCUUCAGUGCUCACACGAUGCUCUGCCUAAGCAGAGGCCACCCUCUGUUUCCAUGCUAGGGAAUGUACUGGCUUGCAUCAAGCAUCAUGUGUGCAUCAAGAGCUCCGUGCGUACACUAGAGAUGCUGGAGAGUGGAGACAAAUGUCUGAAGCAAUUUUUCCUCCCAUUUCCCCCCCACAGACCUUGCUUUCCAUCAGUCCCCUUCCCCACCCUUGAAUAAAAUAUAUUUAUUCCAUUUAGCCUUGUCAUUGCUAACCCAACACUUCUGCUGUGUCACACAUUAAUGCAUCUUUCCCAAAACGGAAUAUUUCAAGUGUGUAAAGUUAAAAUAAAACCAUGCAAGAUGAGUAUUUUAUCUCCCUUUCCCCUUUUCUCCUUUUUGUUGUAUUGCAUAAAUAUUGCUGUAGAGCUGGGGCAGGGAAGCCUGUGGGCAUUCCAGAAGCUGCUGGGUUCAAAAUCCCACCAGUUUCAGAUAGCUUGGCCAAUUUCCGACAGGCCACAGGUUUCCCCACCCCUGUUCUAAGGUCAGCAAUGUAGGGCCUUACUAACCUUUGACAAAAUGCACCUGCGUAGUAAUAAACAAUAUUGGAACCUUUUCUUUAAAAAUGGACUAAAGUAAAAUUGAAAAUGCAGAUUAAGCAGUAGUUUAUGCCUUUAGGAAUAAGGCAUUUUAGAAGCAUAAACUAUUUAUGUUAUAUGAGAUUUAAGCAAAAGCAAGUCUUAUUUUUCCAUUAUAUUUUAUAAAUUGAUACAAACAAAUCCCAAAGAAAAAGUGUGAGAAUGCAGGCUAGUUAGGCUUUUUGUCAUGUGACUGUUAGAUGCUCCUAAUGCUGCUUAAUUUGUUCCAAUACUUGUUUUGGAUUUUUAUUAAAGCACUUCCGCAGUGCUGUGCCUUAGCAGAUUUUAUAUCAAGCAGUUAAAAGUAUUUUAUGAACUAAAGUUCAUAAAAGUAUUGGUUUUGAAUUGAGUUUCAGAAUUCUCUGGCUUUAUAAAGGAUAUUUUUUUCAUCACUAUUUCUCGCUUUCAAUAAUUUCUCUUUGGGAUUUAGGAUCCUCCUUUAAUGCAGAAGACAUACGUUGAUCCUAAGCACUGCCGUGUUGCAGCACAAGUUGAAGACAAUGUGAGUUUGAUAGUUGCUUUUAAACUAACCUCACUUUUGCUUAUAAAUGAAAUGUAUACAUGUGUCUCUAUAUGUGCCUGAUUGAUACACACACACACACACACACACACACACGUGCAUGUGUGUACACUAGAGUUUACCCAUGGUAUUACUAUGAAUCAGUGGUGCCUAAAUAUGUAAAGUCCUCUAGUUGAGGUCCAAAGAACAGCUAUAGGCAGGUUGAAAGGUAGCAUGCUUCAUGGGAUUCCCACCACCCUUUGACAGCAACCUUCAUGCCUUAUUUAAAAUGAAUAGGGAAUCUCAGUUUUGAAGCCUGAUUGCCGUUUCAUGUGGGGGAUUCCUGUUAAAGUAACAUGACCCUGAAUCCCAUCAGGCAUGCAAAGCUACUUGAAUAGUUCUUUGGAUCCCGAUAAAACUUCGUUAUAAAACGUGUUACAUAUGUAUGUAUGUGUGUUUCCCCCCUACUCCUACAAUAUUCAAAUGAUCAACAAAUUCUGUGUCAGUUCUAUAAAAAAAAAUGGAUAGCUUCCUUUAAUACAUUUUCAUAAGAGUUUGUUAUAGUUUCAUGACCUCAAAACAUUAAACAACUUCUUUGGUCAUAGAUGUAGUUGACUUUCUUAUUAAGUGCUCCAAAGUGAGUGUAUGUAAGAAUAUGAAGGUGAAGAUUAAAAGCUUAGGUUCCUGAUGUUCUCAUAAACUAGGGAAUUUCUGAUUUGGUUGAAACACUGAUUAAAUAUGUGAAGAUCAGUUCAAAAAAAUCUUUUAUCUUUAAUGAGGACAGAAGGACCAUAAGAUUACCACUGAUUAUAUGCAGAUUUGUCAUGGUCAUAAAUCUGCACCUGUUCUACACUUCACAUCUUUUUCUGGCCACAUCAAAGCAUUCCACUCUGUAUAUCUGAAUGCUGUCUGCUGCUAUGAUUUUAGCAAAUCUCCCCCUUCUUUAGGAGCAUUACAUGUUUUAUGUUUUCAUUGUUUUGAUCAUCACAGAAAGAGCUUAUAUUCAGUUCUCUUUCGUUGCUGUUACUGAUUUCGAUUUAUGGUGCAUCAUGCUAGUAAUGGAGUGUAAAGUUUCUACAUACGCAUGUACAAGCAAAAUAAAUUUUUCCAAAAUGUAAAAUGUGGUUGGAUUUGCAUCUUUCAGUGUUUUCAUGUCACAGAAGAAUGUGUUAGUCAGCUUGUACUAUUCAGAUACACAGUGGGUGUAUCAGUGUUUGAAAUUAAGAGCUACCAAGACACUGUGCAGCAUCCCACGGGCCAUUCAGCUGAUUCCACACACUUGGUAGCGCUUCAGACUUGUUUCUCUUCAAACAGCAACCUCCCAUGCUGAGCGGCAAAAGAUUUCUGAAACUGAUAAUGCAAAUUCAGUUUGUAACAUGCUGUUCAUUGGAAAAAAGUAAAAAAUUCCAAGGGGCCAGUAGUUCAUAGAACAUCUUUUACCUUUCGAUUUUCAUCUCUUCUGUUUGUCCUUCAUAGAAAAAAGUGUUGCUAAAUAUGACUUAAUGUUUCUAGGCUAUAACUUUCAGAAACAGGAAUCUGAAAUGAAGCCCUAUGAGCUAAAUUUGCAUACUUUGUUGACAAAUUAUUGAUGAGGACUGACAGAUAUAAACACAUUAUUUCAUUACUUUGUCUUCUGUGAUGGCUUCCAGUCUCUCUCGGGGUCCUGUUCCAAGUAUUGAUAUUAACCUUGAAAAAUAUGUCACAAAAAGUUCAGUGCUAGGGUAUCUAUGGGGGUAGACUCUGUAGUAUGUAAAUACCAGAUUGCUUUCGUGUUUAAUGUAAUUAUAACAUGAAUUGGUUACAAUGGGAUCCUGAGAUCUCUUGUUCUCCCAAAAUCUAGUGCAUUGGAUUUGGGAACCCUCAAGAACAGUGCAGGAGAUGGUGCAGGGAGACUCCAUGAAAAUUGUCCCUUUUUGUUUGUGGAAGCACCUGCUGGAUCAAACCAUUUUUGUGAGCAGGACUCCUUUCAUUUGAAGAAGGACUGUGUUCGAUCCAACCUUGUGUAUUUGCUUGAGCUGAAAUGUUCCAAUAGUUUCAUACUUUUGAACAAAGCAAGCUCUUCAGAGUUCUGAUAUGCAUUACUGAAAUGAGGAAGAUUCAUUCACUUGCCAAAAAGUAAUAACCUUUUCACCCCAUUUUAUAGGUGGAGGACAAUGUUCCUCUUAAAAUAAUGCUGCUACUCAUGGAUGAAAUCUUUGAUCUAAAGGAGAGAAAUCAAUGGCUACGACGAAAUAUCAAAAACUUGCUUCAGCAGCUUAUUAGAGCAAUGCAUGGAUAUACAAUAAAUAAGUACUGCCUUCCUUCUUUAUAAUUAUAAAAAACCUAUUUAUUCUGUAAAUUACAUGUGUAAAACUUUUGUCUUUUAAGCACUCAUUUUGGAGGCAAAAUGUGAUGUGAUUUAGUUUUUGUUGGGGCCCAAUAAAUGGUUCUCUCACUCCUCCUCCUCCUCCUCCUCCUUCAGACAGUGUUUGCUGUCUGUCUUGUUUCCUUAUCUAGCUGUCUUAUAAAACAGAUCCAUUAGACUCACCUGCAGGGUGCUUCUGCAUGAUGGCGUACUGGACCCAGGUAGUCAUGGUCAGCUUUUGAGCAUAUCACCUGGGUCCAGUGUCCCUUUGUGGGAGAUUACCAAUAUUUACUAAGUAAAAUUAUAAUUCCCCUUUCCCAUCCUACCCUCAUGUAUCUUAGGUAGGGUAAUGGAUUGAAGGCUGCAUUUAUGUGGUGAACACCUUGGAUCAAUUUCCUGCUCAGCUGUGAAGCUUAAUAUUUGGCAUUGAGUUAGUCGCAGCCCUGGUUGCAUGACACUGUAGGUGAAACUAUGUCUUAGUGCAGGCUAUCUGUCAAGAGAGGAACUUGCAGUCAUUGUGCUUCUGCAUUGACCUUUUUAUUGCUGUCCUGUGGUAGACUAAGCCAUAGAUUGGCUUAGCGUGUCAUCCAGACCAUGGCUAAGCUCUCUCCUCACCAACCAUGAGCUGGAGCCAAAAACAAAUCUUACUAAGUUUGGUUUACCGUGUCAUACAAAACAGCCUUAGCAGUCUCUUAGGACUAUUCCUGUGAGGUUGCAAUUGGUACUGUAUCCUUUGCAACUAUCCAGCUUUUCUUUGGAUAGUAAUAUGUUAAAUAUAAUUACUUUUCUGAAAUAUGUAGGGGGGAAAUGAAGGUUCUGGAGUCUGCCCCUUAAAGCUCAGCUUGCUGUAGGCACCUUUGCAUGAAGAUAUAGAAGCAUUUAAAACAGCAGCAAAUUUGUUUAGAGAAAUUGUGUGCUCUCCUUUCCUUACAGCCCCACAAAUGUAUUUGGCAGCUGUAAGUGUUGCAGAGAUACAGGUCUUACCAACCCUUUCAGGUGCUGCUGUAUCAAUGAAUGUUGGACAUGAGAUUUGUCCCUUUUAUUUCUUGCAUUCGAUUUUAAAGAAUACAAUAUAUUAAAGCAAUAUGCCCAUCUUAAUUUCAGAAAAAUAGUAGAUCAUGUUGAUUGGAUGACAUCUCCUGAACAAGUAGCAGAUGCAGUUAAACGUUUCAGGUAUGUCCUUUUAACACAUGCUGUACCCAAAGCAAUUUAUGUUUCCUGCCUAUAUUUACUGUUCACAUCUAUACAAUGUUAGCUGACAACUAUUCUUACUUUUCACGAGAACCACUUUCUCUGCUAGGUUUAAAGAGAUGAUUAACCUUUUCUAGAUAGUCGGUCUCUGUAGAAAGCCUCCUUUGCAAAUAUGUAAAGUUACUUGAAAAAUAGAUGUACAUUAUUUGACCCAACCAAAUAAUAAUAAUAAUCUGCCUAAUUAAUGUGCAAUCUUACUAUCAGCCUUCCUGCUUACAGGGGGAAUCAAGGCAACAUUAUACAGUGAAUAAUACCUAUAUCCUGUAUGUUUUCCAGCUUUGUUUUGUAGCAGUUUGUUUAACUUCUCUUUCCCAAAGAAAGUUUAAACUGACCUCAUUAGGAGUUUUCUACAUCCUCUCCUUUGCACUAGUGGCUUUUAAUAUCUUGAUUUGUUGAGAUAGCUAUAGCUGUCUUUGCAUGUCCCAUCCAGCCUAGUUGGCACUGGGCCUCCAGCAUAGUGCUAUUCCUCCUAAUUAAUUCUGCUCUGGUCAGGCUAGUAAGCACCUGAAAAGUCUACAGCAACAGUGGCUAAGCUAUUGCUUUGCAGAUGUGGUCGGACCAUAGUUCUUAUCAUCUCUGUGGAUUGGAUUUGCUGGCUGGGGCUGGUGAGUAUUGGCGGGCUUCAGUCAUUUGUCUAGGCUAACUAUCACUGGCUGUGAUCAAUCGUGCACAGCCAGGGUAGUGUGGCUCUCUAAAUGUUGUUGGACUCCAGUUCUCAUUAGGCACAGCCAGUGUGGUCAAUGAUCCAGGUUUAUCAUCCCUGUUGUAUAACCAGGAUCUGAAGAAACACACCAGCUAAUCUAGAGAAGCCACUUUAAUAUUGAGGUCUUAAUAUAGUACCUAAGCUUUGCAUGUGCAAGAUGUGUUUUGAGUUUUCAGAGGAGAACUAUAACCUGGUUUUUAUUUUAACUUGUAAACUUGUCUGUUUGCAGAGAUGCCUUUUGGCCCAAUGGCAUUUUAGCUGAGACUGUUCCCCGCAGAGACAAUGCCAUUAGAAUGCGAACGAGAAUUGCUGGAAAAACAAAAUUACUGGGGAUGAUGCCAGGUGUGUGAAAUUAUUUAUCCUUGAGCCGAAGUGGAAAAUGUCCUUAGAUGUGUCACAUAGGUUUUAAAAAAGCAGAGUCUUGUUUGCCUGCAUGUGAACAGCGUUGAGAAACUAUAUCUCUAAGAAAGUUUACAACCUUGCAUUUAGUGCGAGGGCUAUUUAGGGAAUGAUAGUUAUUUUCUUGAACAUUUUAAGAAUUUGUACUUUUACAGCAAAUAAACAUGAAGAUUGAAUUGUUACUGAACUGUCACAUCAUUUUGUGAUUUGUCUAGAUGAAUUGAAGCAUAUCCUAGGUGCUGAGACAACAAGGAAAGGCAUUCUCAGAGUCUUUGAAAUGUUUCAGCAUACUCAGCUGAAUAAGAGGAUGGUAUACGUCUUUCUGGAGGGCUUCUUGGAAACUUUAUUUCCAGCAAAUGAAUUCCCUGAACUCUUCAAAAAACUGCAUUCACCCUCAAAGCAGAUGCAGCGAUAUAAGCAGAGACUGCAAUCUACACAAGCGCCUUCUUUACAGAAAAGGUGACACUCUAGAUUUUUAUGUUGGUGUCCAUUUGCCCAGGACUUGGGCAGGUUCUCUGGGGCUUAAAACUCUCAUGCUGUUAUUUCUGCACCGGUCUUUUAGUGUCACAUAUUAGAUUAUUAAUGCAUCCAUAAGAGAUAAUCGUUCCUCUCAUCCUCCUUCUCUUAUGCAACCACUACCAUGAACUGGGUUCAUGUGUCUAAAUGAUUUGGUGCAUCUUCAUGCAACAUUGAGAAGAAUAUUAGCCCGCUCUGUAAGAAUGUCUGUUCCUUCCACUCUUGACGGAAUCUAUGAUUGCCAGCAAUGAAAAGUGCUAGACUGUGUCAGUUGAGUUAUAAGUAAAGCACAACUGUGGUGAUAGCAAUGGAGGACUUGGCUGCUUUGCUCGGAACUGGGAGAUUGUGCAAUGUGAAAAUCAGGUGCAAUUUGAUUUGCAUUAUGACUGUUGAGGCCUUGUAGGUCUCGCUGAGCGGCUCUGAAGUGGUUGAGCUAGCAUGAAAGAAGUCUUUUGAAUAGAUGGUUCUGAGAAAUUUUAUGAUUUUCCCAAACUACAUUUGCUAACUAAAGGUUGAAGUAAUAUGUGUGAAAGCCGUGUUAGCUUCACUUUCCAGAAUGAUAAUAAUAAAUAACUAAGAAAAUUAUAUUCGUUGGUUUUAUUACUUAGUCAGGAUGGGUACACAUAAAGAAAAACAUCUUGGUUUGAAUUAGCCUGCUUAGUGGUCUUGUUUUGCUCUUCAAUAACAGUUCUUGUAUUCUGCAUAUAAUUUUUAAAGAAGAAAGGCUCAUAAUAGCACUUAGUGAAGGGAAGGACAGAUGUUUAAAAAAGGGGAUUAUCACAUUUAUUUAUUUAUUAGGAGUUUUGGGGGCUAGGAAACAGAAGCAAAUUAAAAUACAACGUUCUCAACAUUAAGAAAUUAUCAGAAUGGUUUUACUUUUUGCCAUUAAUUGUCACCCUUAGCUUUAUUUAAGUGUGUUCACCUCAAGAGGAAAAUUGCUGAAAUGACUUGGUUUCUUACUGACAUAAGUCUUCUGGACUUCAUUGAACAGUCAUAUGCAAACAAUUGCAAAUUCCUGAAUGCACCACAGUGUAUAUAUGAAAAUAAGAGACACAACAACAAUAUUUUUUUAAAUAACAAUCUUUUUUAUUUUUUGCAUAAUGUAAAAUUUUAAUAAAUAAACUUCUUCUACACAAAAAGCCCCCUGUCUAUCCUCUUUACUUCCAGACAUAAUGUCUAACUGAGAAUGAAGUAAUAAUUUACUACUUUUGCUGAGCCUUAAUUUAUCUUGGAAUCUCCUUUUCUCGAAUCUCCUUGAUGAGCACCUCCCAUGAUCAAGGAAUUUCAAAGCAUUAGGUAUAAUCCCCUUAAUAUUUUACUAUAUAGUUUGUUUAAGAUCCCAAGAAAAUAUCCCAAAUAGUAGUCAUUUAAUGCUCUGAUUCUAAACACAUUUAUUUUUACUCAACGGGGCUGACUUAAAAACAAAUGUGUUUCAGGUUUGGGCGUAAAUGCAGUACCUAAAGAUCUUGCAAAACAGGUCCUCCCAUGUAGGAAAAAAAAAUCAGGAGAAAAUGGCUUUAACCUCAAAAGAGUAAAAGAAAUAUUCAUUGGGAGGGUAUCCAAGAAAUACAUGUGUUUUUAAGGCAUGAACAAGGAAGUCUACAGCCCUUCCCCUACCUACUAUCCUUAUUUGGAUUCCAUUCUUGCUGUGAAGCCUACUCAGUAAUGGCAAAGCUGUAAAGAAAAAAAGAUAUUUACAUCUUCAUUACAGUAUGCAUGUCUUCAAGUGCAAUUGUUCUCCCCCAUCUCUACAGAUCCAUACUAUACGUGUGAUUCCCUUUUACCAGAAUCAGAACAGCUUAAGAUAACAUGUAUGAAGUAUUCUUUCUGUAGCCUCCUCAAUGCUUUUAAAUAUAGGUGGCAAUUGACAUGAAUCUCUCUCAUAUAUACAUACACUUAAAAAAUAUAUCUUAAGAUUUGUUCCUCAGUCUGUAGCCUAAUUCUAAUUGAGGUAGUAGAACUGUCUGGAUGCUAUUACUUUAAAUUGCAGGGGAGGACUUGCAUGAUUAAUUUAAAAAAAGAGCUCUGCAGGUAGAACAUCAUGUUGGGACGAAAUAAGCUUGCUAAUCCUUCCCUGUAAAGUUAGUUUUCAGUGUACAGGCAUCACCUGCAAUUUGAAGUUGAAUGAUCUUCACAGGUAUACUACUCAAUGAAAACUUAGGCCUAUGCCAGCUCUUAAUGACCUUUAUUCCUGCCCCAUUUGACUUCUAAAACAGUAGAAUGCUAUAAUCCAUGUGAAACACUGGAGAAUAGGAGAAAAGGCAGGCCUAAAUACAGCUCGUAAUACAGCCUCAAUAUAUGACUCGAGUCUAAUUUUCAACACUUCAAAGUGGAAAUGAAUAACAAUCAAUAUAGUAUGUGGUAUCUCUUACCCCUGGGCCAUCUACAUUAGACUUCAGAAUUAUGUUCAAUUGUUGAAUUUUAAAAUUGAUUACAUAUCCAGAAAAUGUGUGAAUGAAACAAAGGUGUGUUGUUUCUUUGAAUGCAAUUAUUGCACAAAGGGUUUUUUCCAUCUAUAUUUAAUUUCAGAGCGUGCCUGUAGACAGGAGCAGUCAAUUUGUACACCUCUUCCUGAUUAGUUAUUAUGCAUUGUUCCCAUGUUGUCCAUUCACAUUAUCUCGACUGUAGCCCCUGUGUUAUUUAAAAGCGCCCCAGAAUUGAUUGUGUAAAUGCAGCAGAUACUUAGCCAGGUGUGACCUGGUCUGAGAAUGCUGUGACCAGCCUCUGAAAAUAAAUGUGCCAUUGUCCAGCAAAAUGCACUUAAUUUUAGCCUUAAUUGAGAGAGAAUGAACAGUAAGGUGGAAUAUUUCAUAUGGUUCACCCUCAAGCUUCUGCCUCUGGUGUUUGCUAUGACUAAACAAUUAAUUUUAAAUGCUACCAGAAUGUGUAAUAAUUUUUAAAAGUAAAAUACGAAUUCCACAACCUCAGUUUUAAUUUAGUGCAAUAUUUUCCUGUAACGCAUGUGUAUUUGAAUAACUGUUUAAAAAAAGAGAGAAAGUUUUUAAGGUUUUGAGAUCAAAGGUAUACUGUCUUAACCAACAAUGUAUAUUCUGUUAUUGCUGCUGUGUUGGCUUAUCUAAGGACUUGUUUUAAAAGUCUGGUUUGUCACUCCUUGUAAAUCCCUACUUCUCUGUGCUCGAAUGAGCAUGGUUCUUACAUUGCAAGGAGCAAAAUCUAAAGAGCACAUCUGAAUAUAGCUGUUAAAUAAAUGACUUGUGCAUAUCAUUGUACAGUAUGUGUCAACUGUGUGCCUAAUGGUUCUUUCAAUAUCUCCCCCUUUUUCUUUAAUGAAGAAUGAAAACAAAUUUGGAAUGCCAUGGUCUCUCUUUCUGACGGCUAAGAACUCUAAGUUUUUAUUUGGAGUUUGCAUUAUGUUUGUCCAAUAGAGAAGUUCAGAAAAGUACACUAAUAAAAGUAUUAACAAGAAAA
Messenger RNA from Podarcis lilfordi (Lilford's wall lizard), 64395 nucleotides. The record is from the annotation of a GenBank genome assembly. Lineage: Eukaryota; Metazoa; Chordata; Lepidosauria; Squamata; Lacertidae.